Podarcis lilfordi (Lilford's wall lizard) is the source of this 61865-nucleotide messenger RNA. The record is from the annotation of a GenBank genome assembly. NCBI's taxonomy places the organism in Eukaryota, Metazoa, Chordata, Lepidosauria, Squamata, Lacertidae.
GGGGCAGGAGCCGGCCGGCGGCCGGGCUUGGGUGGGGCAGGAGGGGACGGCGGAGGGGAGGAGCGCGGCUGAGGGCGGGCGCCAGCGCCGAGCCGAGGAGCGCUGCCUGGGACGGAGCGCUGGCAUUUGUCGCGGGAGCUUCGGCAGGGGACGCAGCGCAGCGCCCCGAGAACAGCAGCAGCGGCGGAGGAGCCGAGCUCGGCCCGGGCGCGCCCCGCUCCCCCUGAAUGACGGGCGGCAGGUUCGACUUCGACGAUGGCGGCACCUACUGCGGCGGCUGGGAGGAGGGCAAGGCCCACGGGCACGGCAUCUGCACCGGGCCCAAGGGGCAGGGCGAGUACGCGGGCUCGUGGGCGCACGGCUUCGAGGUGGUGGGCACCUACACCUGGCCCAGCGGCAACACCUACCACGGCUACUGGGCGCAGGGCAAGCGCCACGGCUUGGGCGUGGAGACGAAGGGCAAGUGGAUGUACCGCGGCGAGUGGUCGCACGGCUUCAAGGGCCGCUACGGCGUGCGCCAGAGCCUCACCACCCCGGCCCGCUACGAGGGCACCUGGAGCAACGGGCUGCAGGACGGCUACGGCGUCGAGACCUACGGCGACGGAGGUGAGUGCGAGAGGCGGGCGGGCGGGCGGGCGGGCAGCGGCCGCCAGGGGGCGCGCGGAGAUGGCGCGCCACGGCUUCCACACGUGCGCGUGUCCAAUCCCCGGUCGCCGGAGUGCAGCGCUGCGCUCGGCAGCUUCCCGAGUUGGUGCGCUCGCUCUCUUUCACUUUUUAUUUUUCCGAUCUAUGGUUUGACAAACGCGGGCAGCAGGUGCAUUCUUUGGAGCGUCCCGCUUGCGAAAGGGAACGCGCGGCGCUCUAGGUUCGAGGAGCAAACGAAGAGGAAGAGAGCCUGCAAAAGUUUCGCCUUGCUCACCGCGAGGAUUGCUCAGAGUCCCGUUUUCUCUGUAAAAAGUAUCGACCCCACCACCGUGCAUAGGUGGCAAUCGCCGCGAAGCCGAUGGCCCUUUGUAGCUUCAUGCAAAAAGUGAGAGGCGGCUGACACCCUGCUGCUGCUGUUGAUCUUCCGCCUUCUGGGAAUGAAACAGGCGCCGAUAAGGGAGUAUUAGCACAUUUGUACGGCUUGUCUUGCACAGGCGGUUUGCAGCGCAGACAAGAGAUAAUGCCCCCCCUUCUUUUUUUUCCUACAGUCGCACAGUUCAGUUCAUCAGAUACAUCCGAGUGUGGGCUGUUGUCCACCAAAGCCUAUGCCACAAUAUAUUGGUUAGCCUUUAAGCUGCCAUAAGGCUCUUUGUUGUUUUGGCCGCAGCAUGCUAACCACAGAUAUUCCUCUGGAAUUUCCAAAUUGAAUUAGAUCUUCCCUUCAAUUCUCCUAUAAGCUGACAUUAAAAGAGUGAGGAAAGUCCACCCUUUCUGCCACUCUGAUUGCUGUGACAGUAUGUUAAGUUGCUAAGGGGGAUCUAAUCUGCAUUAAAUCGUUUUUGAGUAAGCACCCUGUUAUCUGCUUGGGCACAUAAUUGCAGUAGGUGUUGUGGGAUGAACUGAGUAUGGGCUGCCUGACUUAAAUUUAGAUGGUUGCCUAGGUUGCCUUCAGACAUCCUUUUCCCACCUCAGCAUUUUCGAGCAAUACAGUUGCUUAGGUCUCUCCUGAAAACCCUGAACGCAGUUUUUAGCUUGCUCAACAUCAUGAGUUUGAGGCUGCAUGUAUACCACACGUUUAAAGCACACACGCUCACACACCCCAAAAAAGAAUCCUGGAAACUGUAGUUUACCAGUCACAGUGCUACAAUUUCCAAUACUCUGAACAAACUGCAGUUCUUGGGAUUCUUGGAGGAGGCAGAUGCAUGGGGUAUUUAAAAUCAACUUUUACAAGGGAGGGAUUAAAUGUUACGGUACUGUGUUUUCAGGAUUGUUACUUUUCUUCACCAGCAGAUAGAAAUAUUUCCAAUAUUUUGCCUUUCUGGAAUGCAGAACCUUUUUGCAGUUUGUUCUUCUGUGCCUGAUGGCCAAUUCACACAGUAGCGUGUUAGCCCUUGACACCAUGCUCCUGAGCCUGCUACUGGGUAAACCUCAUUCUGGUUUAAACAGAAGCUGCGUCAAGAUAGAGCUGGUACCCUAGAGUAGCAUCAGGCUAGUUAUCUUUUCUAAGCCACCCUCCUUUAUUUUUCUGGGGUGUUCAAUCAAUAAUUAAAUCUCAACAAAAGCAAGGAUCAAAUAAAAAGCCGCUGUAAAACAAAUAAAAUCCAAAACAAAACAGAAAUGUGAUGAAAUGACAAACAGGAGUAGCUUGGGGCCAGGCAAGCUCACCAGGGGAGUGCAUGCCAUAGGCAGGGUGCAAAAACCAAAAGACCCCUCUCUGCAAUUGCCAUCCAGUUAAUCUUGGGUAGUGGGCAGAAGGUCCUCAGAUGAAGGAUAGAGAGCAUAGUCAUAUUUGUAUGGAACAAGACCAUGUUCCCAUGGCAUUUAGGGAUUCAUAGGUGGUAACCAGGACUUCAAAUUGUACAUGGCAAUAGGCUGGCAGCUUGUGUAGAUUUUUAACUACUGGUGGGAUGUGAUCACUAUAGAUGUUUACAGUCAGCAGCCUAGCAGCUGAAUUCUGAAGUUCCCAAUAAAUCUCCAAAGGCAGCCCCAUGUGCCACAUGUUUUAGUAGUCCAACUGAAAGUUUACCAGGGUACAGAAGCAAACUGUGAGCAGGGCAUCUGUAUCAAAAGAAGUUGGUGCACCAGCCAUAACUGAUGAGUUUGACAAGGCCGAAUAGUUAUAAUUUGAGAGCAGUGAAGAUGGUUAUUGUUCUGAAAGCACUUACAGCAUAUUUUACCAUCGAUAUCUGAAAUGUGAACUAGCCUUACAUCUAGGGGGGAAAGUUCCUAAUUUCUUCUGGCAGCAAAGUGAGCAUAACAGGGGGCAUGAAACGGGAGUUCAUUUAGGUCAGUUAAGAGUACAUCUUGUCCAGAUAAAUUGUUUCCCUGACAUACUGUACUUGUGUCAUAUUGAGCACUGUACAAAAAACAAAAAUAGGCUGGAUCCUUGCCAUUUACAAUUACAAAACUCAUCUAAAGCUGUUGAGCUGCUUUUGAUUUCUUCCAGCCCAAAUGUAUAAUUGGAUCAAUCUAUUUAAAAUUUCAGUGCACUGCAUACAAUAAUCACACAACCACCUCAAGCUAUGGGAGAGGCAGGAUAAUAAUAUUUAAAGUAAAUAAAACUUGGGCAUAUUUAUCUUGCUUGUGUUAGCAAUUAAUGCUGCAUAACUAGUAUGUAGGAAGUUUGCUGUGGUACAUUAUUCUGCAAAAUGUGGUCGGCAACACAAAAAAGUCUGUGUUUUAAUAUCCUAAUCCAAUUGCCCUUCAUUUGGAUAGAAUUUGCCAUUGAUUUCAACAGAACUUGCUUCCAGGGAAGUAUAGUCAGAUCAGCGGUUCUGAAACUUAUUUUUAUGAGCCACAGUUUCAGAAUAAAAAUUUCCUCAUGCCACACCAUUUUUAAUUGAUAAAAAAUACACUGGAAAACAAAAGAAAACAACUCUUAGCAGUGCUUGAUUUAGAACACAACUGCUUUAUAAUACGAUCAGGGGACAUCCAGAAAGUAUAAAACAAUGCAGCUAGCUACAGAAGAACAUGAACAAUUCCCAAAAUAUAUUUAUAAACAAGCCUCUUACACAUGUACCUUAAGUAUGUAUACAAAGGUAUCACUUGAUGCUCUCAUUUUGAGAAAUUAUCUAUCCAUAUUCCACAAAUAAAAAUAAUUUUAUUGCUACACUGAAAUGUUCAAAUGUUUGUUUGAUUGUCCUUGAAUCUUCCUGCCACAUUUGCUAGCCUCUCCUGCCACACCCUUUGAGAACCACUAAGUUAGGGUAUUAGAAGAAGAGAAGAGUUUGGAUUUGAUAUCCCGCUUUAUCACUACCCGAAGGAGUCUCAAAGUGGCUAACAUUCUCCUUUCCCUUCCUCCCCCACAAGAAACACUCUGUGAGAGUGGGGCUGAGAGACUUCAAAGAAGUGUGACUGGCCCAAGGUCACCCAGCAGCUGCAUGUGGAGGAGCGGGGAAGCAAACCCGGUUCACCAGAUUACAACUACACCACAGUGGCCUAACUGCCCUGUUCUCUGCAUGUUUAUUGGCACACAGUGGGACUUACGUAAUUCAGCAAAGAAGUGAACUGCAUAUUAACGCACACAAUAUUCCCCAGAACUUCUUCAAAAAAGAAAAGAAAAAGCUGUUUCUGGAGCAGGAAAGUGGCCACUGAGGCAGGGGAAGGGCAUAUGGCUCUUGCCCAUCAUUUCCCUGCUCUACAUCAUUUCCCACAUGCAGCUAGCCUACCUGGCCAGGGUGGGUUGUUUUCAUCAUCACUCAGAGAGAAUGAGUUAGCUCUUGGCUGGUGGUAGAAGAACAGAAGUCCAUAUAUUGCCAGCUUCAAAAUAUGACUUUUUAUUUUAACAUUGCAAGACAAAACCUCAAUUUUCUGGCAGAUAUCUCUAGAUUUAGAGCAUAAAUCUGAGUGGUGCUUCAGCAUAUCCUUUGUGUUAAAUAGAGACUAGCAACAUUUUUAAUGGAAAAUGUUCGGCACAGUCCUCUGUGCAGGUUUACUUGGAAGUUAGUUUGGAAGUAAGGUUGCCUCAGUGCAGGACUGUAGCGUCAGAGUUCUUUUGUCAAAAGACCAAUUCCUAAUUCUCAUCCAACUGGCCAUGCAAUUUUAUUUGCAAGGCUGGAUUGUAUAGUGAUCUGGGGGGUGGGAUGUUGUGUGCUUUAAAAUCUAAGGUUCGUGUGUUAGACGUCAUUAAUAAGAAGUACCAAACAUGCCUUUCUGUCGUGUUUGUGGGUGGCCGCUUUUUCUCAGCUGUUGGAAGAACAAUAUGUGAGAAUAAAAAGUAAAUAUUAACUAUGAAAGAUAAAUAUUUUAUUCCAAAGGAAUACAUUUGCUAAAACAUCAAAUGUUUAUUUCAAAUGGGUUUUUGUAGUUUGUUGACAUUGUUUUAAACAAAAGAGAAUCCUAAUCUGCAUCUUGCUUGUUUUAAUAUUUGUAGUUCAUAUAUUUUAUACACUAUAUAUAUUAUAAUCUUUAAACUAUGGGUUGUAUACAACUAAGGUAUGGAUAUUGAAAUCAAUUGACUUAUUUGCAUUGUUAGUUAUUUCAGUGUGUCUGCUCUGAGUAUGAUUCAUAAUUGGCCGGGAGUGUUCAGAUCUGGGUACUGGAAUGUUUCUUAAAAUACUUUUCAGGUGACACGAAUUUUAUUUUUUUCUGCACCUAAGAUAUGCAAUAAAAUAUGUGUGCUGUAAUCCUAGAGCAUGCUGUGUAUUAAGUAAUAACUUAAAGAAAUGAAAUACAAAAAUGUAUAGCAAAAACAUUUUAAAUCCAGGCUGAAACUUUUUUGAUAAAUUUUGUUGCAUUGAUUGAUGGUUUAAAAAAAUGGGAAUGAUAAAUCAGCACUGUCAACAGAAAAUGAAAUAGGAAACCAUAUGUAAAAAAUGUACGUCAAGAUAUGCAUAAGCUAAUUGUAUGACCACUCAAAAUCACAGGCAGAGAGGCUUCAUUGCUCCAAGAAAGUGUCCAACAAUACAUGUUAUCCCCAAAUUAUCGAAAGUUUGGGAUGAGUAAGGCUGCAAUUGUAUGCAUGCUCACAUGAGAGUAAAUCUCUUUUAAAAUCGAUUGGCCCCAGUGAACAAGUUCAGCAUUGUCUUCCACAUAUCAUUGAAGGCAAUAGAACAUGUUAGUUAGUUGCAACUAACUUAAAUCCCAGUGCUUUAAAUUAGUUGAAUUUAAAGGCAUUGGGGUUUAGAUGCAAGAAGCUUACUCAAUGGCCUUGGGAAUGAAGCUUCAGACAUGAAGCUCACUGAGUAAACGUAAUUACUUACUUACGUUACACCAUGAUGCUGUUAACAGCAAUGGAGAUCCUGUGGCCCAUGGUUCAAAUUAGGCUUGCCAGGCCUCCAAAUUUGGCCUGUGAGGCUCUUUGGGGCAAGCCAUGUGUUAGGUGUGGAGAUCUGUUAUCUCUGAUCUUAGAACUUAGUACUGCAGUGCUAAGAUGAGAGAUAAGCCCCUGCUCUUUGACAGUAAAAAGCAUCAAGCAAAGGCUUAUUGCUGUGGUCCCAUAGCCAAAUAGGGUUGUUAUGAGGGCAUAACAAGUUAAUGGCUCAUAUACAUUGCGACCAACAUUCACUGAGUUCUAUGAAGGGUGCCUUUGUACAUGAGUCAUUCCCAAUGGAUGCAAUUAUGAUAAAUUUGAUACCUCAUUAUCAUUUGCCAACAUCCAGUGAGAUAAUUUAGGGUAGCCUGUGGAUUUCUAACCUGGUGGCAUGUCUCAUCAGAAACAGGAAAACUGGUAGGCCUUGCUAUACCAUAGAGAUGUGAUGCUACCAGUAGACUCAAGGUAAAACCAUCCCAGGGUUCCAGACUGGGGACAAAACAGAGUGAAUACUAUCUUCUGGUGGGCAUGCUGAAAUGAAUGUCCAACCAGUUGAAUUAUCUCGGGUUUGUGUUUGUGGUUAUCACAUAGGAAAUAAUUUUAAAUACUUUGAUCAGCAGAUUCCAUGCCACAUUAGAAUAAGCAUUUGAAGCAUUGUAUAUGAUAUAUAUAGAUCAUGGAUCAGUUCCUAAUUUGUUUAGGCUUUUUGUUAUUUUCUAUUUAAAUCACUGGAGGGGCGGGGAGAAGCCUUUUCAGGCUGUGCUUAUAUAGUGGUGAAAAUACGCAAGAUGAAUUUCCAGCACUGCUGACAAACUAAAAUCGUUAAUGUUUAUUCAUUUUCCUUGUUUCUUCUUAUUUCUUUGGAAAGGUACAUACCAGGGACAGUGGACAGGAGGGAUGAGGCAUGGCUAUGGCAUGCGGCAAAGUGUCCCCUAUGGCAUGGCAACUGUGAUCCGUUCUCCCCUCCGGACAUCUCUAGCGUCACUACGUAGUGAGCAGAGCAAUGGCACUAUUCUACAUGAUAUUACUUUGGACAGCCCUGCUGGAACAAGAGGAGGGUUUGUGUUGAAUUUUCACAGUGAUCUCGAAGGAAUUGGUGGUAAGAAGAAAGGAGGCUUGUUCAGAAGAGGAUCCCUUCUCGGUAGUAUAAAACUUAGAAAAUCUGAAUCAAAAUCGUCGAUUUCUAGCAAACGCAGCUCUGUCAGGAGCGAUGCUGCUAUAAGUAGGAUUAGCUCUAGCGAUGCCAAUUCUACCAUUAGUUUUGGAGAUGGGGAUUGUGAUUACUGCCCAGCGGAAGACCACGUUGAUGCCACCACAACAGAAACGUACAUGGGCGAAUGGAAGAAUGACAAGCGCAGCGGAUUCGGUAUAAGUGAGCGCUCAAAUGGUAUGAAAUACGAAGGGGAGUGGCUAAAUAAUAAGAGGCAUGGAUAUGGAUGUACCAUGUUUCCAGAUGGCACCAAGGAAGAGGGAAAGUAUAAAAACAAUGUUUUGGUCCGUGGAAUAAGGAAGCAGCUUAUACCCAUAAGAAACACAAAAACUAAAGAAAAGGUGGAGCGUGCCCUCGAGGGUGCCCAGCGGGCAUCUGCCAUGGCAAGAACUAAAGUGGAAAUUGCAACCUCAAGGUAAGUCAUUUCAAAGCAUUUUAUUCCUUGCUCCAGUGACACAAACCAGAAACAUUUUGUUAGCUAAUAAGCAUAUUGGCCAGAAUGAUGCAAGUGCGGGUUUCAAUUACAUUUUUUACAGUGGAAUUGCAUAGUGUGACCCUUGGAAGAUAACUCGGUUCAACAGUUUUGAGGAAGCACCGGAAUGAAACAGGCUUAUUGGAUUGAACUAGAUUGCUGUGCAUCAUAAGCAUUUAUUUUAGGGUGUCUUGAGUGGACAGAUCCAGUUAGGAACCAUAUAUGCAUUCCCCAUCCAAUGAUUCUCAAAUAUUUUUGGAAAUAUUUCUAGCUACUUGCCCUGUGAUCCCCUAUGAAUGCAAAGUGUAUCUCAUCUUGAUCAGAUACCAUAGGAUCCUCUAAGGAUUCUCCAUAUGGGCAAGGCCCAUAACUUCUGAACUUCUGACAAAAGUAGUGGGGAAUUGGUUUGACAUUUGGAUUAGCUUGCUUCGCUGUUUCAAGAAGUAUGUGGGACGUAGGUAUUUGCCAUAGAUGUGACCUGACAAAAGUAUCUCUUGAAAAGCUAUAUUGAUUUGUUACAUGAGUGUUCUAUAAAUGCAACAUUGUAUUGGUUUUUAAUCUUUUAUUUUGUAAGCAGCAGCUUUGGAAGCAUUAAUGCUGAAGAGUUGGAUACAAAAUGAAAAAGAAAUGUAUUGGUGUACAAAUUAAUACAAAGCUUCCUGAGUAUUUAUUUCAAUACAAAUUGUUUUUGAGGGCCAAUUCAUGCUUCUUGCUAGUUGCAGCUGCCACCUGCUGGUUUUAUUUAUUUAUUUCAUUUUCCAAUAGCUUUCCAAUUCUUUUCUCUCUUUCAAAUUCCCUUAUGUAGGACAAUGUUUCCAUGAUUGUAGAACCUAUUAAUGGAAGAUAAACAUUUCAAACCAUAAUCCUACAAAGCUCUAACGGUAUUCUCAAUUGUAAAUUAAUUCUUUGGUUAGGAACAUGGAAUUGAUGAGUUCUAGGAAAACCCGUUUUGCAAGAAUGAUAAGGAUAGAUUGCUGGAAAAUGAUACGGAUUGCACUAUCCAAAACAUAUAUUCAUAAUAUUAUGUGAAAUUAUAUGGUGGGGAAUAUUAUGGAGUACUUGCAUUGCAGUCUUAGCAAGAAAAUAUUCUAUAACUGAAUUUGAAAGGAUGUAUUUGUAUUGCACUAUUUUAAAAAAUGACCUUGUACAAUUGACCCCUGACAUUUAGAGCAAAUCAUCCUGCUUGUAGGUAAUAAAUCUUAAGUGGUACAUUCACUGUACAUGCAGCAAUGGGUUUGGGGGUUUUUUUUAAGUAAGAGCUAGGCAGAAGGUUCAUAUGUGAAUUAUGUGAUGAAAAGCAAUUUUUAACAAAUCUUAACAAGCAAGUGCAUAUAGAACUCUGGUUUAAAAGUCUGCACCUUGAAAGGAAAUGUACACGAUUAUGCAAUUUGCCCUCCAAGGAAUGUUGGUACUUGAUUCCCUAAAGAAGUAAGGAAGAACUUGGCAAGCAUUAUCAGCUAGCAAAGUGUUGCAUCAAUAGCUUAGUCUAAAAUGUGUUCAAGGAACCAUCUUAUUAGACUUCAGAUUAACAGCUCAAACCACCUUUUUAGUUUUCUCUUAGGAAUGUAAAAUUUGAAAAAUGGCCUGCUCUUCCAUUGCCUUUGUAAAGUUUGCAUUUUUUAAAAGAGGAAUUAAGUUUUUGUUGAAAGUUUUUUAAUUUUUUGUCACCAAGGAUUUGUGAUGAAGGCCACAUUUGCAAGUAACACUAGUGUAUGGUUUAUCAAGCUGCUCUGUGGAUGAAUUUAGUGCUGUCCCAUGUAGCUUGAGCAGUCCCACUUCACUCCUCCCUUUGUGAUAAAUAAAUCACAAAGAGGCUAACUUACGGUUGCAUCAGAGCCCCAAGUGUGGUAACUAUGACCACUAGCCAGAUUGAAGUCAUGGUUUGUUGUAGACUUAGCAAUCCUGGAUUUUUUAGGGCAAAGCAAACCACAGUCCUGGGUUUGGAAGUUACACUAAGCUACCCUCUGCAAGGUUUGUUUACCUGCUCAUGGAAGGGAAGAGCAAAGUGUGGCUGCAUGCACAGUAUGGCGCAAUAAAUCAUGUUUUUACAUCUUAGUUUUGUGUACAAAUGCAACCAUUAUUAGUUUUAUAUGUCCUGAAUCAGGUCAUUGAUUCAUCUAGACCACUGCUGUCUGCUUUGACUCACAUCCACACUCCUGGGUCUCAGUUAGUCUAUGCUAGUCCUGCCACAAAUGCAUCUCUUUCAAGUGGAUAGGUCAGGAGUUGGAACUGUGGACCUCUGUAUGCAAAGCAUGUGCUCUAUCACUGAGUGAUGGUUUCUUCUUCCCAAAGGCGUAAAAGGUCCCCCUAUGGACUUGCUUUUGAAAAGACUAGAUAUACAGAAGCAGUAUUCAGUGGAGCAGCAAUCCUUGAAUGUAUUCCAUACCUCUGGUGUGAGACAGCUUCUUUAGUGCUAAUAAUGGGUUGACUUGAAACAGAAUUGAACUGAGGGCCAAACUAGAUGUUGCACUGUGUCUAGUUUUUGACAGGUAUCUGUGUGUGUGUUUUAAAAAGCUGUAUGCUGAGAGUUUGGCCAAAGGAAUGGCAGGGGUGCUGAUUAACCCUCUCACAUCUAGCUGUUGUUUUGCUUGAAAUUGCUUGUGGAAGAAAUGAUAUGGAAGCUGCUUUUAUAUCUAUCAGUCACUUUUCUAUUAUGUCUGGAAAAGCAGCAUGGGGAAAGUUUGUUUCUGACGGGGUAAAAGGGUAAGUGGGUGAAGGUGUUAGUAAGAGGAGUAAUCUUAGUAACAGGAAGAUAAGAAGUAAUCAAUUGCUUCAUUAAAAAAGUAAUACUAGGACACUUUUCCAUAGCCUAUGAAUAUGCAUUAGUUCAGGGGUUGCCAGUAUGGCACCCUGCAAAUGCUCUGUGUAGGAACACUCCUCAGCCCUUGCCAAUGGUCAAGGAUGAUAAAAGGUUUGCAGGCCUUGCAUUAUGGCUUUGCAGAUUUUGGAAUGUAAAUGUGUAUACUUUCAGCUCUUGUCUCCUUCAUUACGUAUUUGCUGAGUAUUACAGUGAUAGGCAUAUUACACGAGCUGGUAAAAAUAACUUUACUGGGCAUCUUGGCCCAGUAAAGUCCAAGUAAGUUUGAAACAUGACUACAAUAUGAAAUUAAAUACUGGGGUUUAACAGGAUUAAAAAAAAAUCUUUCUCUGAUUGGAGUAUUGCAUAUGCAGGCAGGUGUAGAGUACAGACAGACAGAAGACAUUCUGAACCCAAUUCACUAGGGGUAAUAGUGAAGGAUGCUUUAUGCAAUAAUUAUUUUUAUUUCUGUAACUGUCAUCAGCAUGGAUAUUCUAGCCUUGCAAUAACAGUUCUUGCUCACACAGAAAUCAGGGAAUGGAGUGACAUUAAUGACGGAGAAAGACCCCCAGUUCUUUGCAGUUGGGGAUAUGUGAGCUGUGUGUUCACAGUCUUGUGGCAGUGCAAAGAUUCUUACUGCUCUGUUAGGUCUUGGUGCCAGCUCACAUAUUAAGCAGAAGUCCAAGAUUGCCACAGAGUGAACACUCAACAGGAAGCUGCAGCCAGUCACAGGUCUCUGACAACUGCAUUUAUAUAGCAAGUGUUUGCCUUGUUCACACAGAACAUAAUUAGGUAGAAACGUAAAAAUAUCUUAGGUGUACAUCUAUAAGAUAUAGUGUGCAGAUUUGCCCCGUGAACAUGACAUGUGAAGUCAUCAGUUUACAACUUAUGUGGCAGUAGAUUCUAGUCAGCUAGUAUAUAAUAUUUUUGCACAGAGAAGAUAUAAUAUUUAUUUGGAAGCCCAGAUCUGUAACUUCGAGACCCUGCAGCAAGUUGACGUAAAUGUUGUUGGGAGACCACAGCACCACCCACGUCCAAACCACUGAGCCUCGUGGGCCUGCUGAUCAGAAUGUUGGCAGUUCGGAAUCUGCGCAACGGGAUGAGCUCCCAUUGCUGUCAGGGCAUCUGCCAACCUAGCAGUUCGGGAAAAAAGCAUACCAGUGCAAGUAGAUAAAUAGGUACCACUUCAGCAGAAAGGUAAAUUGCGUUUCCAUGUGUUCUGGCACUUGUCACGGUCUCCUGUUGCACUAGAAGCGAUUUAGUCAUGCUGGCCACAUGACCUAGAAAGCUGUCUGUGGACAAACACUGGCUCCCUCAGUCUGAAGCGAGAUGAACGUCGCACCCCAUAGUUGCCUUUGACUGGACUUAACCAUCCAGGCAUCCUUUACCUUUAUUUUUUACCUUAUAGCUAAGGGACAAUUAGUAUAUGUAAAAAGUGAACCAGGAUGAAAUAUUUAGUGGUAAAAACAGGAUAUAUUAAGGAUACCUGAUUCCUUAUAUCCUGGUCUGAUCACUGAUUUUUUUUUGGGGGGGGGAGGGAUCUUGGUUAUCAGUCCCCCAUGGCUCAGAUGCAUGACUCAUAACUGCAAGAAGCUGUCUAUUCAGUGUAGUGGGCGCAAGCUAUAGAACUCUCUUCCAGCUGAGGGGAGACAGGCACCCUCUCUGCUGAACUUGAGGUGCAUGACUAAGACUUUCUUCUUCCAACAGGCAUUUUAAGAAGGUGUUUAGUUUUAUUAUAAAUUACGUUAUUAUGUUUUGUGACAAUAUGUAGCAAAAACCAUUAUACAAGGAUGUUUGCAUCCUUGCUUCUCAUGCCAAAAAGGGGGGGGGGGGAGAGGGAGGAAAGGAAAUGGCAUAUGAAGAAGGGAGAGAGACAGCAAAACAAAACUCUAUAAUACCGUGAAUGAGUUAAAAGGAGGGGGGGAAUCAUCAUUUAUUUUGCCAUUCCAGAAACGUAAAAACAAGGCCCACCUCUCUUGAUGAUUAAGUAUUGCAUUUCUUUUAUAUGUAAUUUUUAUCAUUAAAAUAGUUUGCCAAGUUUUCCUUUAGCAAUCAGUUAAGGUAGUGGAAUCUUUAUUUGUCCCCUUUUUGUGCAAUAUACUGUUUUGCUGUUGUUAUCAGUAGCAAUCAGUUGUAAAUCAGUAUUAAUGACUUAAGGAUGAAGCAUCAAAAAGAGAGUUGUUUUAGGGUUUCUUGGGAGAUCAUAGCCUGUACAUAUUCAUAUAGUAUUUAGUACUUCUGUCCAGAAAGGUAUUUUUAAAAAAUCUUUUUUUGAUUCUUAGAUAUCCUUAGAGCAGGAUAAAAAUACCCUAAAUUAUGGUUAGUAUAUUACUGCACAUUUUAUGGCUCUUUAACAUCUAAGAUUUUAAAUAAAUGUGCACUUUUUAUUUCAGAGGUAGUAAACCAUGGACACUACCUUUCAUUUAAAAAAUCCUUCUCCGUGGUGACACAUACCUGUAAGGCUGGAGAGAGAGAAAAAUACCCCACCAAGCAGUGGAAGCAGAAAGUGCAGAGAAAACAUAUUGUCUGAACCCAGCACGUUACACUCAUUUGCAUGUUGGGUAGAGUUGCACUUUGUGUUUUAAUGUAACGGUAGUAGGUAUAAAGUAAUGAGCAGAAAUAUGACUAGGCCACUUCUGCCUCCUUGUCAGCUAGAGCCUUCUCACUCAGGAAGAGUGCUGGUGCUAGUUUGCCCCAAACAUAACUGACCCCUGGAGAGCAAGGCUCAGAGAGCUGGUGUUUUUCUCUUUGUGAAGGAGAGAAGAUUGAAGGGCUGAACUAGUCUCCUGUUGAAUACUACAAUUAGUGGCUGAAACACUACUGGCUGAAUUCAUUAUUGUUGAAAUCCACCUAGGAGGGGAAGCUUGGAGCCACCCUUGGACCUUGCUUAGCAAUUCCUUUUAGCUUGGAACUUGCAGAGCCACAGAAAUCAUCCUCUCUUGCCGCCUGCUGAGGUCUCCUCUUGAGGCAAACCCUACUUACUAUACUACUGCUCCCUCCCUGCUUCUUUGUGGAAUGAUCUCCCCUUGGUGAUUAGGCAGGCAUCAGUUGUAGAGUACUUACAGCAUGCUAUUUGCUCAGGCAUUCCCAGACCAUUAGUGCCAGUUUUAGCACCCAAAUAUUAAUAUUUUACUAGCAUGUUUUUAUGGAUGUGUUUGAUGAUUUGUUAUAUUGUUAUAUAACAAUAUUUCUUAUAUUGUUUUGGUUGUAAAUUACGUUGGUAUUGUCAGGAGUGAAAGGGGUAUAGAAAUAGUUUUGUAAGUACAUAAAUGUAAGUUUGCCAACUUUUUUUUCAUUUUUAGAAAAGAGGCCUUGUUCCUUCACUUUUGUACAGAUCCUUUAUUAGGCAAUUAAUAACUUGUUCAGCCUUUGGCAACCUGGUGCUCUGCUGAUGUUUUAGACUACAACUCCCAUCAGCCCCAGUGGGCACAUGCUGAUGCAAAUUGUAGUCCAAAUUAGGAGGGCACCAGGUUAGUGAAAUCUGAACAAAUGCAUUUAGCACAGCCCUUAACCAUGAUGGUUGGCUAAAAUGAAAAGAAAAUGGGUUUGAAUCAAGCCAUAUUUAUUUUAAGCAUCCCCCUACACAGCUUUUAAUAUAAAAUUCCUAAGGCAACUAACAUAUUUUAAAACCAGUAAUAAUGGUUUAAAGCAAUAUAAUGCUUGAGACAUUUAAAACCCUUUAAAGGCCAAACAAAAUCCCUGAGGAAACAAAAUUGUUUUUUUACUGGAUACUGAAAGUCAUCAGGCAUGGUGUCAACGACAGGAGCCAGGAUGAGGUCAGUAAUAACUCACAUGGUGUCAGUUGUUAACUCUUUAGUCAAAAAAACAAACAGCUCAGGAGGCCCGGUCUAGUGAGCACAGCAACUGUUCCCGGUAGCUCUUGCUUCCCAGUGCUCUUUAAGACUCCUCCCCUGGUUCCUUCCCACGCAAUCUGAGACUCCUCCAUCUUGCUUGUCUUUGCUCCACCCUCUUCAUACCUCUUUGGGUUCUAGUAGACCGGGGGGAGGGGAGCUGGUCACCACAGUAGUGGGAGACAGACUGACUUCUUCACCAGCCUGACUCUUCUCUGCCUCUUGGGCCCUCUCCUCUCCAGCCUCCUCUUCUGUCUCUGAUUCUUGACUGCUUUCUGCCACAGGGUCUUUCUGCUCAAUAAACCCCGUUACCUUUUUAGCUUCCAACAGCUCCUCCCAGUCUGCUCCCUCUUCUCCCUCUGAUCACUCAUUGUCAUCCCACCACCAAUCCCCUGAGUCUGAGCCUUCUUCCCUUUGGGGUUCUCCAACUAGUACCUGCCACCACCACUGCAGCCAGUCCAUGACACAUGGAGCCAAGUAAUUAGAUAAGGGUGGGAGCACCAUGAGUCAGUCCUCUAGCACAGCAGGUGCAUAUUGAAGCAAGACACCUGUCAAAUGUACAUGUCUUAGACCAGGUGUAUCUAAAUUGUGAGCUUCCAAAUGAAUCCUCUCAUCCCCUAAAAUUGGCAGUUCUGACUGGGGUUGGAGUCCAACAAAAUCUGAAAGGCUUCUGCCUCUCCACUAUUGUCCAUUUGUGGUUCUCAUAAUUAAAACAAAUGGGUUGUAUUCAAUGUGGUGUUAAGUAGAUCAUUGCAUCAGCGCAAGGAUUUCUUCUAGCACAAUUGAAACAUCUCCCUAUCUCCUCCCACGUAUGUCCCUUAAAGCUGUUCUGGGGGUUCCUUCAACCCUCCAGAAUAGAUUUGGGGGUGGCACAGGAAUUUAUGUUGUGCUAGUGGUAAUCCUUGCAUUAGUGCAACCUUUUACUUUCUUCUUGAAAGCAAGCUGUUAGUCAGAACAGACAAAAUGUACUCAUUUCUACAAAUUUCAGUUAAUUACGUUAGCAGUUGCAGUUAACAUAUGAGCCAAAAUUGGUUCCAAUGCUCGGAAUGUCAGCUGCAAAGCAGAAUCAAAGUUAUGGACCUGAACCCCGAUUUUCUGGUCAACUCCAUUACCAGCCAACUAUACUUCAGUCUUGUGUGGAGUGAGCUUCAGUUUGUUGGCCCUCUUUCAGAACUUUACUGACUUGGACACCUGUUCAGAACAUCUUCCUCGCUUGAAUUUGAUGUAAAUGAGAAAUAGAGCUAAACAUCAUCAGCAUACUGAUGGAACUUCAAAUCCCCAAACGACCUCUCCCAGUGGUUUUAUGUAGCUGUUAAACAGCAGGGGAGCCAAGGUGGAAACCUGCUGAACCUCGCAGCAUUAAUGCCAUCAGGCAGAGCAGCUGUCGUGUAGCACCAUCAUCUGGAAACUAUCAUUCAGGUAGGAGUGGAGCCAUUGAAAUGGCAUGCCUGCAAUUAUUUGGCCCUCCAUUCUCAAAUGUGGUGUGCUAAAAUUGCAGACGUAUCAAAAACUGUAUUUUCAGUUGCCUUGGAAAAUAGCAUUGAAACUGAUUGUUUGAAGGAGGUUUGUAAAAAGGACUGGGCAAUUUAACUGCUGAUCUACCUGCAUUUUGGCACACCUGAUUUCUAAGCCACUUGCAGAUUAUAUCAAACUUUAGUCAUAGUAGCAGACUUACCUCUACUUCCUAGCUGCCAUGUAACUAUAUUGCAGGUUUUGGCAACAGUGCACCCAAGUCUUAAGAAAAUCAUCCUUUUCCUCAAUUUCAGGAUAGUUUGUUAACUUUAAAGAGCUAGCAAGAUUUAAAAUGGUGUUGCUUGAUAACAAAUUUCUGUUUGUGAACUUAGAUGUGUAACGAGCAUUCUACUUGAGAUUCAGUCACCAAUAAACAUUAGCAACCAACCCUGCCAACCGUGUGGAAUUAUGUGCAGGGCAGACAACUUUCCACUCUGGAUUAAGCUGACGCUACGAGUCUCACUUUACGCAAGAACUAAACUGGGCACUUGUAAGACUAGUGCCUAGCAAAUCUUUAAAAUGCUUUACUUAUUAUAGAUGCAAUAUGAAUUUUGUGUUUAGGAAUAGGAUUCAGCUGAUGCCGAUGGUAUUAAUAUAAGUUCGCUUGCUUUUGUACCGAGCUGAUAGAACCUUUGAGCACAAUGCUUGUAAGAUAUGAAAAUGCCAAAGUUUACCCACUUUGAUUGGUGGGACUGAGAGCAAAUGCUUUAUUUUAUUGAUUUGCUGUAACUUACUUUUAGAUGUCAUAUGCCCUAAAAGCUGGGCUAGAAUUCCUUUAACUAUUGCUUAUUUUAAUACGGACAUCUUGAAUGAGUCAGAAAACUGUUUGACAACCAGUGCAAUUUAUCUAUCCUAGUAGCUGCGUUUUGUACCAACUGCAAUUUCUAAUCGGCCUUUAAAGGCAGCCCUAGGUAGAUAGCAUUGCAAUAGCCAAAUCUGCUAUAACAAGUACAUGAGUAGCUCAGAGCAGGUAGGGUCAUAUACUUAACCAGUGUAAACUCAUUUGAUUGAGCUGCAUGCUGUAUAAUUGAACUGAAUUUGUGGUUCUAUUGAUUACUGCCUGUUUGCCAGUAAGAUCCAGUGGAAAAAUGGUAGAAUUUCAUUCCAGUCCUAGAACAGUUACAGUCGAACUGUCUGACCUUGGGUAGAAUUAGUUCCCUUUUCUUCAACAGGAAUAACAGUGGCAUAUUUAAUGGAGAAUAAUACAUUGAUACCAUAAGCCUAAGCAAUAGAGUUUCUGAAUAAAACAGAAAUGUGAUGUAAAGUGCAAGCACCUUUUGUUUUAUUUUUAGUCUGACUUUUCAGUCACAUCUCAGUUCAUAGAGUUUACAGAAUCAGGUCAUUGACUUUGUACUGCCCUGGUUCCUUUAAUGUAAGUGAAAACGGCUGAUUAAUCUCAUCUCCAAAAUUGUAUAUAAAGAUAUUGAAAACAGAAGGUACUGUUGCUAAUUGGGGGGGGGGAUGGUAAGCUCACACUUUUGACUGAAAGAGCUUAGCUAUUUGGAUAUUUACUGCUAUUUAUUCCUUCCACCUCUUCCAUUUGCCAUCCAGAACUAAACCACUGUGUUAUAGGACUGUGAGAGACUGCUGUGCCCUCAAGUAUAUUUGUGCAGUUCCCAUUGAUUUCUGUGGAAGUUGGUCAUGCAUAUGUCAGGACAAAAUUAGAUUGAUUUGAGCUGCAACAGCAGAACAAACAAAAACAGAAAACAUGUUCACAUUACGGAAGUCAAGGAAUUUGCUGGUUGAAAUGCACAUUUUCAUAAAUAAAACUGACUGCUUGCCAGAUAUUUUGUAGCUGUGCAACUCAGGCCCUCAUUCCUCUUCCUUCUUUCAUAAGUUUUUAUUUUAAAUCCCAACCCCCAUUUUAAGCUUUGACAAACUGUCUAUUUCAUUCAGAAUCCCGUUAAAGUCAAAGGGAUAUGAGUGAGUACAAUGCUCAGCGCAUUGAUCAGUCUCUUUGGCUGGUUUGAAUUCUUUCUCAUUAAGGGGGUCAAAAAUGUUAAAGGGGUAUGUCUGUUUUAAACUCCGUGUUCAAGGUGACAUUUUCACUAUUUGAAUAUUGGCUGUCCAGAGGUCACUAGGCUUUAUUGUUCGACCACAUUUAUAUGGGGUGUUUUCUGGGGACUAAACUGUUGUUUUGGUUAUGAUAUGAAUGUCAUUAUAUUCAGAGAUGAGUAGAAUCUAUGAUCUCCUGGAAACUAGGGCACCACUGGAGUAGAAAGGAGCUGCAUCACCAGAGUAAUAAAGAGCUGAUCAUUAACUUCUUUAUUUUUUGGGGGGGGGGACUUCAUUACCCAAAGAGCACAACAACUACAUAACAAAGGAAAUGCACAGCAUAGGAAAAACAUGCUAUUCAUAUAAUGCGGAUUUUGUAAUCAAAUGUCAUGCAAACAUGUACAACAUGCUACCAAAGCUUCCAUCACAUCACCUACUUCAGGGAUAGGAAACCUGCGAUCCUCUAGCUGUUGUUGGACUAAAACUCCUAUUAUCCCUGACUAGCUGGUUAAUCUGCUUGAAGCUAAUGAGAACCAAACAACAUCUAGAGGGCCACAAGUCCCCCUUCCCUGUCCCACUGGGUCAUAAUUAAAAACACCCCAACCACUUUUUAAAAGUUCACUGGACAAUAUUGUAAGAAUGUUAGCAGAGGAAAUUUUCUUCUUCACCACUCAUUGCUGCAGCCUAGACUCUGUAAUGAGCUCUUAUUUGUGCAGACAGACUCUCCAUAAGACUUUCGUCACUUCCACUCUAGCAGUCUGUCAACUUCCUGUAUUGUCCUCAGCUCAGAUGUGUAUCAAGGAGCCAGAUGGACUAUGCUCAGCGGAAAAGGAUGCUUAGGAAUGAUCAUGUCAACUAUGAGGGUCAUCCUUGCAAUUCACAUAGUGGCUAGGGAUUUGACAGACGCUUAAUAAGCCUUACCAACAAAAAAUCUCAUCAGUGUCUUCCAGCCCUGCAGAGUAGAAUAGUUACUAUAGACCCAAACUUGAACAAGAAGUGAUCCAACCAUGACAUUAAAAAAAAAAACAAAAAAAACCCUUCUUAGACCAUCAUCUUCUUGCCUGGUAGGGAAAAAAACACAGAUCAAUAAUAUGUCAUGAAAGCUAUGAAGUCUUGAGUCAUCCUGGAAGUGGUGGUCCUUGAUUAUGGAUGGUGAGUUUCUCCAUAAUAGUCAUAUUGGAAAUUUUCAACACCAAUCCAGAGAGCACCUCCAUCAGCUUAGCCAGAGAAACUGGUGGACAGUGAUGUGAGACAUAGUUCAACAGAAUUAAUACUUGUUGUAAUAAUCUUUUGUAAACCUUUUUUGAGUGCUCUGCCUGAAGAGUGGCAUAUAAAUACCUUAAAUAAAUAAAUGAAAUCCCUAAUCUGUUUUGUGCACUGAUCAAAAGAGACACUCCUGCUCUCCAUAUGGUAGAUGGUACUUUCCACUUGCCACAAACUACAUUUUCGAACUUAAGAAAUGGGUGAUAAAUUUAACUAAGAAAGCAAGUGACUGUUACAGCAAUUUACAGUACUUAAUAUGUAAAUAAUGUACAUAAAAACAUAGGAGCACAAUUUUCUUUUUCUUAUUGCAUAAAUGGUCUUGAAGGCUGCUUAUUAAAGACCCAGUGUCUUUAAUUGGCUACCCAUGAGAUAAACAAACAAACUUGGAACUUUGGCUAUAUUUACAUAGUUUAAAAAUUCCAAGUUUGUUUGUUUAUCUCAGGGGUCAGCAAACUUUUUCAGCAGGGGGCCGGUCCACUGUCCCUCAGACCUUGUGGGGGGCCGGACUAUAUUUUGGGGGGGAGGGAGGGAAAUGAAUGGAUUCCUAUGCCCCACAAAUAACCCAGAGAUGCAUUUUAAAUAAAUGUACACAUUCUACUCAUGUAAAAACAUGCUGAUUCCCGGACCAUCCACGGGCCAGAUUUAGAAGGUGAUUGGGCCAGAUCCGGCCCCCAGGCCUUAGUUUGCCUACCCAUGGCUUAUCUUAUAGGAAGCCAAUUUGCCUCAUAAGUACCACAAAUGUUGUUGUUGUUGUUCACAGCUGAAAAUAUGAAAAUAGCCAUUGAAACAGCUACAGAAGGCAAACACAUUUAUUAUGCAAACUCAUCCUUAACAAUUGGCACCUCCAUCCUACCAAUUCACACAGCGCUUUUGAGACAUGGGCCAAUAAUAGUCAAUGUAGUUAUGGAAGCAUCCUGUGUAAAAUAACAUAUUACCAUAAUUACACUGUGCAAUCAGAAUAUGUGUGUGCAUUAUUAUUGCUUUCUGCUUUUGCUAUGUUGAUAGCUGCAUUGAUUCAAUGGGAUUACAUAGCACUCCAGUGUGGAUGAAAUACAAACAGCAGUGGGUUGUUACUUGUUUGUCAGAUGUAUUAAGAGCACCAUCGUGCUUUAUCACAAAGAAGAUUAUGUUAGAAAAGUGAACUCUGGAUUAGCAUGUAACAGAAUCAAAGCUAUUUAAUGGGGUACUGAUAAUUCUAGAUAUAGCAGCCCAAAAUUCCAAGUAAGGAGUAUUUAAUUCCCGUGCUAAUUAAAAUAAAAGAUGAACACAUGAGGUCAUACAAAAGAACACUGGGUGAUCUCCAGUGUUAGCCAUACUGAAAGUAAACCCACUAAACACAACAUAUUUGCCAAUCUGAGAAUGUCUUAGUUGAACAUCAUUCAAAACCUAUCAAACUUUCUGCUAAUUAAAGCCAUUCUCACACAGAAGCAUUGUUUAACUAUUGUGCAAUGAGAUGCUGUAUUUUUCGCCCUAUAGGACGCACUUUUUCCCCUCCAAAAAUGAAGGGGAAAUGUGUGUGCGUCCUAUGGGGCGAAUGCAGGCUUUUGCUGAAGCUUGGAGAGCGAGAGGGGUUGGUGCACCGACCCCGCUUGCUCUCCAGGCUUCAGGAAGCUCUCCGCAAGCAGUGGGAGUCCGGCGCGAAGUCGUUGAGAAAUUGUUCCUCUUAAUUUCGGGAAUAUUGGCUCCGGUGUGAGGGUCAGUACCGGGAACGGGGGGAGAGCAGAAGGCGGGGGAAGGGGGUGUCCCCGCCUCGCCAACAGCCCGCGGCCGCCUCGGCGGAACCAGCCCAGCCGCCCAGCGCUCUCCCUCGGCACCGGGAGCGCCUCUUCUUCCUCCUCCUCCUCCCCCACCCGCCUCCUCUUCCUCCCCCUUCUCCACGCUCGGUCGCGCGUGUCUGUGUGUUGGGGGAAGUGCGCGCACGCAAGCGCGUCUUCUCGGCCCCGAGACCGAGUGGACGGUGCCAGAGAGAGAGAGAGGAGACUGUAAAUGUGCGUAUCCACGCUCCGGCCACUGCCGCUCGCUGCCUUUCACUCAGGCCCAGGCCGUGCGUGUGUUUGUGCGUGCGCGUCCCCUGUGCCUCCCUCUGGCGCGCGCGCCUGCCCAGGUCCCCUUUCACAGCGCAGCCGCCUCAGCUGUCACCUCAGGCGCGAGUGCGCGACUAGCUCCGCCCGCUUCAACCAACAUGGGGGGCGGGGGAAGAGGGGAAUGGCUGAGGCGAAGAGCCGCGUAAGGUGCACGCGCGGCGCGGUAUAUUGUUCCGUCCUCUUCGCCUCGAAGGUGUACGCGCGUGUAGAUCAGCUUCCUUUCCUCGCCCGCUUUUCCCCGGUCCGGCAGAAGACCCUGAUGAGCGAGCGCUGCAUUUGCUGCCGUCUGGGGCGGGGGGGAGCGCGCUCCCCCCGCGCGCUUGUUACCGUCUCCCUCAAAUACAAACCCACGCACAGAGAGGCUGCCGCCGACCUCGCCCUGCCAACUAAAGGCACAGCGGGGGUGCUGGCGCUGGCCAUUCUUUCUCUCCAUCCCUCACGAAUGUCCCCACUCAGCAAGAGAAGAGACCGCGCCAGGACUUCAGCCCUUUCUGAAGUUUUCAGGGAGCUUCGGUCUGUGGAGCUCCAAGAGUGCCUUUGAACAUGUGCGGAGUGUGUUCUCUUUUCACACUAGCCACAAGUACUAACCCACCAGCCAUGAGCCUACCUCUGAUGGGGGCUGGGAGAGAGAAAGGGAGUUCUAAGGAGGUCUGUUUUAAAAGAGGUGCCACGCAAUCAUAUCCUUGUCUACUCAGAAGCAAGCCCCAUUUAAUUCAAUGAGUCUUGCUCCUAGGUAAGCAAAAAUAGGGUUGUGGCAUUAAGCAGAUGUCAUUUACGCAUUAGAGGUCUUGCACACAUAGCAAGCACUACUCAUCAAUCUCCCACCACCAGUCCCCUGACUCUGAGCCUUCUUCCCCUGAGGGUCCAACUUGGGGGUUCCCCAACUGGUGCUCCCACCACUCCUCUGCAUCCAGCCAGCCCAUGAUAGUAUUGUUUUCCAUUUUUGCAUCCUCUUUGUUGGUAAAAUGUUUGCUUCAACAGCAGAAAGAUGGGAAUAUUCCAUCCUAAAUCUCCAUUCCUGCUUCAUAUUAAUGCAGUUCCCAGAGUUUCCUUGUAGACGAUCUAUGGCUAUUUAAACCCCCAGCAGUCAUAAUUAUGAGGCAAUUAAGCCCAACGCCAAAGUCUGGGCAUGCCAGCAUUUCCCAUUUCACACUGCCCCGCCUCAGGCCCAGGCCCCUAAGGUUGCCCUUCUACUCCCUUGCAGCUCUCACCAGGCCACAGCCCUCAUUGCCCCUCUUCACACCUUCCUUGAGUAUUUUUGCAUGGCUGGCCUAGAAUGUGUCCUUGAUCAUGCCUAUUGCUAGUCUGGAUAGAAAAGUAAAAUUCACUGUAGUUUAUCCCACACAUAAUUACAAUUACAACCCCCGGCUUGCGGAGAGCUGCCUGUUCUGGGGCUUCCCCCGCCCCAGCCCCGCACCUGGGGGGGGGGAAUAAAUUUUUUUUCUCUUCAUUUCCCCCCCCAAAAAAUAGGUGCGCCCUAUGGGCCGGUGCGUCCUAUAGGGCAAAAAAUACGGUAUAUCUUCCUGGCGUUUAUCCCCUUCCAAUCCCCUCUUUGGUAAAGUUCCUGUGGCUGCAGUGGCAAACAAAGCAAGGUGUGUGUGUUUGAAAAGUGAAGACAGCAAAGCUCACAGGCUUCUGUGAACAUACAUUUGCACCAAUGACACCCUUAGAAACUCCUUUAAUAAAUACAGCUGGACUCUUAUUUUGAUGGUGAGUUUAAUUUUCCUUCUGGUUCCUGCACAAACUUCAAAUAAGGUUAAUUAUUACAUGACUGCAAGAAAUGACUUUGCAAAACUCUGCAAAAGAAUUAACUAGAUAUUUGUAUAUACUAUUUAACAUUUCAUUUUUUGAAAGCAAUGAUAAACAUCCCUCUAUUUCAUCCGUUUCUCACCCCAACCUCCAGUAAAGAAAUUUCCCAGCUACCAUAAACUCUCAAUAAACUUUCAAUAUAUUGAAGUAAGCCAAUUAUAGGGAGGGAAAUGGAGGGGAAAGAGAGUAGGGAAGGAAGGCAUGGCAAUGGGAAAGGCCUGAGUGACAAAGUAUGAACCAACCCAGACCCUACACUCGUCGUCUGAGUCCGCCCUUAUUGUGCCUCCUCCACAAGAGGUCCGGAGGGUGGCAACAUAAGAACAGGCCUUUUCUGUGGUUGCUCCCCAUUUGUGGAAUACUCUCCCCAGGGAGCCUUGCCUGGCGCCUUCAUGACAUAUCUUUAGGCACCAGGCAGAAACACCCCUCUUCUCCCAGGCCUUUGGCUAAUUAAACAAUCAUAGAUGCCUUUUGAACUGGAGGCAGGGUAUUGUUUUGUUUGUUACUGGUAUGCAUUUUUGUGCAUGUAAACCACCCUGUGAUCCUCGGAUGAAGGGCUAUAUAGAAAUUUUAAUAAAUAGUAAUAAAAAUAUAUGAGACAGAUGAAAGCAGUCCAUUUCAUAGUUACAUGUAAUGGGAAAAAAUCAAUUUCCACCUUGUGGGGAACCUAUUUUAUCCUAUGAGCUGCGUUCAUAUGGGAAGCCUUCUGAAGACUGCAAGCCACUGGUGGCAAGAGGCAAAAGUGGGUUGAGCAAUGGAUGUGACUCUUACCUUGGUACAAUAAAUAGGCCAUGGAAAAGCCAGAGGUUUCUGUGCAUGCAACCACAUACCAGCCAAGCGACCAAGAUGCAUUAUCACAGUUCAAGAACACGCUUCAGCCAGCAAAAGCAUUCAAGAGCAGCACGGAGCAGGGCUGUUUAAGGGUGUGGCACGGGGGGACCUCUAAAGGCCAGAGGGCUGCAUCUGGCCCCCAGACCUCAGGUUUCCCAUCCCAAAGGAGUAGCCAAUGUGGCAUCCUCCAGGUAUUGCUGUAUGGAACUCCCAUCACCCCUUGCCAUUGGCCUUGCAGCUACAGCAGAUGAGAUUUGGAGUGCAACAGCAUCUGGAUGACACCACCCUGGCUAUCUGUGAUGCAGAUGUUCAGGAAUAAAUGGUGUAUUUGUUUUGUAAUCUCCACCACUUGUUUCCAGAGGGGCUCUCCCCCCCCCCCUUUUAACUGACAAAACCAAUACAGUGGUACCUCGGGUUACAUACGCUUCAGGUUGCAGACUCUGCUAACCCAGAAAUAGUACCUCGGGUUAAGAACUUUGCUUCAGGAUGAGAACAGAAAUCGUGCUAUGGCGGCAGCAGGAGGCCCCAUUAGCUAAAGUGGUGCUUCAGGUUAAGAACAGUUUCAGGUUAAGAAUGGACAUCAGGAACGAAUUAAGUACUUAACCCAAGGUACCACUGUACAUCUUCAGUCCAUUGGUAUGCCAUUGGGAGGGUUUCUGUCUUCUGGUGCUGAAAUAUCAAAUGCUUAGCUACAAGCUAAGGAGUUCAUAUGCCUCCCACAAAUGGAACAGCUUAUGUGUACAUUACUGCUCUCUGGUGGGUCAGCAGAGAAGUCUGUCUAAAUAAGGAAAUGAAUGAAAUUCACUUAUCAGCAUUCAGCAGGAAUAUAGACCUCUGGCAACUGAUACAGUAACCCAUCUGGAUGUGAGGGCGACCUGGCUGCGACAUCUGUCACCCCAUCGAUUGCCAGGGUUGAUUCGGCUGAUCCGGCUGGCUAGGCUCCAUGUUCAUCCCUCCCAAAGCUGCGCGCUCGGUGGAAGAGAACGACCAUCCCAGAUAGGAGUGUACUGUUCUUUGGUCAAGGGUAUACGAUAGCUGCACUCCCCUGCUAGAACCUCCAAACAAGUAACCCAUCUUUCUGCUGCUAUCACCAGCUGACUUACUUAUGCCUCAUGUACAUUUAUCAUCCAACUGUGUUUCUGGGUUGGGUGUAAAACAUUUAUAGUCUACAUUCUAACUUCUAACUAAAUGUUAGUAUUCCUGCCCUGCAGGGGCUGUACUAGAUGGCGUUUGGGGUCCCUUCCAUCCCUACAAUUGUAUGAUUCUGUCUCAGGUUUACCUUAUAUAUUUAUCCUGAAAAUCUGGCAGAACUGGAUUGUUAGAUAUCUCAACUGUAUGGCUGCCAGUACCAGCUAAAUCAGAAUACACUCUGUUCUAAUAUCCAUAGUGCACACUGCUAUAAUACAAAGCAAGUCAGUGAUGGCAGUAAUCUGAUGCCCUUACUUCAUUCCCAGGAAUCUUGUUGUCUAGCCAGCAGCUUCCAAUGAAAUCAGUGACAGAGCUUCUGUAAGGCCUCCUUUGUUCUGUUAACAUUAAGAAUGUUUUUGUUUCAGAUUGCUGUUUAGUGCCAGAGUUCGUUCCACUACUCCAUCUGAUUUGCGUGAAUGUUCUAUUUAAUGCAAGAGUUAGGCCAGAGUAACUUCUUUCUCCGCCUAUUCACCAAGGUGGUCAGUUCCAAUGCUUAAUAAUUUGUUUAUAUUUUAAAUUGCAAUAGGGCGGUUUUUAGUCAUAAGGUUCUCAAGGUAGCUCACUGAUUAUGCCAAAUUCCAUUGUGUUGCUUCUGGUGUUUGUUUUGUUUUUCUUCUCUGCUGUCUCUCUCCUUGACGUAUAAUCAGGAGCCUAAAGGUUAUCAUACAUGCUGUGGAGUGCUGAUGAUUUGAAACUUGCUGCUAUGUUUAAGACACAGGCAUAUAUGUGUAUAAUAUAUAGCAUUUGCAUUUAUUUAUUUAUUUUUGCUUGGUUCUUAAUUUUUUUAUUAUUGUUAGCUAUCCUGGAGCUCUUUUCUACAGGAAAGGAUAGUACAAAAAAAUGCACAAAUAAAAUACACCCACAAUAUUCAUGUGUACAAUACACUUCACUGUGUUUCACCAUCACAACAAUCUAGGACUGGUCAUUCUUUUCCCUAUUUCGCUAAAGCCAAAACAGUGACUAAGACAGGACCAUGAGAUUAAUGCACUCAUGUGUGGGUUGAAAUUAAUUGUGCCCUAAGCAUACAAGUGUCUAGCUAUGCUUCAUAAUUUCUUGGAUGCUGAAACCUUGGAAUGGAAUUAUUGUUGUUAGUAUUUUGAUUGCUUACCUACCUUUUACCAUUAGGUCCCAGGGUGGGUUACAACAAUUAAAAAAUGCAAAAUGGCAGAGCUAGUAAAGAAACUGGCAGGUGUGAUUUCAGCUAUUCUGGGCUCAGCCACUUUUGCCGUGCAUUUUCUAGGCACAGAUCUGUUCUUUCCUAGUCUGUGUCCAAGGGUUGGUUGGUUGGUUGGUUGGUUUGCCCCAGCACUUUCACCACAGAAACAUGUUCUUUAACACUGAAUCAGAACAAAUGAAAAUUUGUAUUUUCUGCAGACUGCCAUUUGCUUUGAUUCAACAGUAAAGAACAGGGUCUUGUGGGGAAAGCACCGGAGCAAAGAAAACUUAAAAGUGCUCUGACACAUACCAGGAAAGCAUGGAUCUGUGCCUAGAAAGGGUGAGGCAAAAGGUAAGUGUGAAUGAGCCCAAGAUCUAAAAUUUAUGAAAAUUCUUGGAGAAUAAGUGAAGUGCCACAAGACUGGAGGGAAGCAAAUGUUUCCUCAUCUUCAGAAGGCUGCAGGAAAGAGUAUCAAAGCAACUGCUGAUCACUCAAUCUAGAACACACUGUUAAGCAGUCAGUAGUAUGCCUUUUUAUUGUUAGUUUUGCAGGGUGAGGAUGCUAGGAUUACAAAAAAAAAGGCACUUAGCGUUUUGAUAAAGUUAAUUAGCCUGGUCAAGCAGAUGUAUUAUAUCUUGAUUUUAGCAAGGCUUUUGACAAGGUCAUCCCUGAUAUUCUUGUUGGCAAGCUGGCAGAAUGUGGGGAAUUAUUAUUUUUUGGGGACUAUACCCAAAGAAUGCUAAUGAAUGGCUCUUUUUUAAGCUGGUCUUCACAUGAUGUCAAGUGAUUAAGUUCAAGCCACAGCAUUUGCAUUUUGAAUUAAGCUAUGUCUGCAAGUGAAGAAUUAGAAAUGCUUCCAGGUCUUCCUUAGUGACUGCAGCUUGAACUUUCCCACGCUUGACGUUGUUUGAUAUUAGGUAUGAGAAAGAUGGGUUUGGGUCUCACAAAACUGCCUGGUGGGUCAAACACCUAGGGCUGACACCUAAUCAGCACUGCAAGCUAAAAGUUCUCCACAACUGCUUUAACAUCUGCUCUUGAGGUCAGCUUGCAAAACAGAGCUAUCUAUAGGUUUGUUGCCUUAAGGUAUUAUAAUAUGGCAGCAAAACAUCUAUUUGAUGUUCCCACCAUCCCUGACCAUGACUGGGGCUGAUGAGAGCUGAAGUCCAACAACAUCUAGAGGGCCACAGGUUCCCCAUCCCUGCUAAAUGCACACAUUCUUGUGAGUAAUGCUGUGGUCAUGGGUUUUCUAGCUGCAUUUAUACAUCCUGAUCAGCCAUGGUUUACCAUAACAGGGAAAAGCCUCUGCAAGCAAUGGAUCUGCAUUCUCCUUCCUCUCAUGCUUGUCCAGUGCAGCCAUGAGGAGUUCACUUCCAUUUUUGUUUAUGCAGACCUUAUUGAUACAGCUUGGACAAACUGUUUAAUCUUAGCUAUGAUUUGUUUGAAACAAGCCAGCUUCAAACCAGGGGUUAUGAAACUAGCUUCUUUAACUAUGGUUAAAGGUUCAGAUAAACUGACAAUUCACAUGUAACACUGAGCCAAACCAUUGUUUAGCACAAACCAGCAGGUUUCUGACAGAGAAAUAAUCACUGCUUAUAAGACUAUGCACAAUAGAUUACUGAGGAGGACAGAGAUGGAGAAUGUUUUUAGUGGCUCAGAAACAGACAUUAACUGAUGUACGGAUGUGAAGAAUCUCAACUUUACAAGUGAAGUGAAUUUAUUCCACUCCAUCUCUUCCGCAAAAGAUACCUUAACAAGCUAUAUCUUCCAAUCCUUGGCAAGUUUUUUUUUCUAUUUUGACAUACAAAUAAAGUAUUUUUGAAAUGAAUUGUGGACAUCAUACUGAUAAGCAGGAUUUUUAUUCUCUACCGCUUCACAAUGUUCAAUACAUUGCUUAUGUAAGUGCUGUGAAUACCUCUUAAGACAACUGAUGCGUACAGUGAGCUCUGCAAUUUACGUGACCAGCACACAAUACCAUCAGUGUAAAUGCAGACUUAGUUCUAGCAUGGCACUAAGCUAGAUUUAAUAUAUCCCAAAUGUCAGAGCUGGAUUUUAAAGUAAUUCUGCUUUCCCUGUAAUACAUAUUGAGGAUUUUCAGUAUCCAGGGGCAUCAUCAGAUGAAAAAAACCAAAUAUUUAGCUAGGCAAUAUCUAGAAGGGUUGCUUCCAAGAUCAGGCUUGCUGAGAGAAAAACGCCAUAGUUGAAGAUUCUGUAAGCUUAUUGCCUAGAGAGUUUAAAUUAUUUUAGCUGGAGCUCAGCUGUGACAUUUGGGCUAUGUUAAUUGAAGCGUAGCACCAUGCUAGAAUCUGGCCUGCUUUCAUACAGACUGUGUUGUGAAUUCAGUAGGACUUCUGCUACAGACUUUUAUGUGAUCAGUUCCUCAGCCGUGGUCCUCUGCUCUGAAUAUGAAUCCAUUGUUUCAGAUCAGCAUAGGUUUUGAUCUGGAACAGUUGCCUUGGGGCAACUGCCAUUUUGCUAUCCAAAAACAACUUCAGAUGCUUUUCCAUUGCCGUUAAUCAAAGGGCAAUCCUUAAGUCUCAUGAACAUAGUCUUAAAUCGGAUAAGCGUAAUCUUUUUUUGUGUUGAUGUGUGGGUUGCUCUUUUGUGCUGAGCUGUGGUUUGUUGUAUAGUUAGUGCAGUGUUGUUGUAUAUGCAACUACAUAGGAAGCUGCCAUGCCUUACUUCCCUUGCCCAGUAUUGUCUCUUCUGACUGGCAGUGUCUGUCCAGGAUUUCUGGCAGGUGUUUUCCCAUCACCUGUUACAUUAAUUGGAGGUGUGAUGGACUGGCCCUGGGACCUUUGAUGUGCAAAGCAUAUGCUCCAUUCACUAAGCUGUAGUUGAUACACUGUGAAUUAGGUCAGUACAGAGGGUUGCUUAUGUAGGCUCUUUGAUAAACCACAGUCUCACAAUGCUGGGUGAAUUUAAAUGUUUGCCAGCCAUCAGGAAAACAAUUUAUAUCCCUCAUAAAUAUUUGAAGCUUAAAGAUGGUGCAAGAGUGCUUAUCAGUUUAAUUUUGAAAUAAUUUGGGGGUUUUUCUGCAUUUGUAACGAGGCUAAUGAGGGGUUUAAACAAAAUCUUAGAAGUUGCUUACAUACUGCAGCAUCUUUUCUUUUUAAUAUACAGCUGUUUUAAAAUUAAAUAAAUCUAAAUGCAACUUUGCAAGCUGUUCUGCAAUUACACCAAAAUUAUCAAGCUGCUGGGUAAUUAAAGCGAUUUCAAAUAUGCCUUGCUGUGCAGUGUCUUGUAUAAUUAUGUUGCUCAUCAAGCAUGAAUGUACAUCUAGGUGUGUGUGUGUGCGCGCGCGCGUGCACACACACACACACACACACACCUUUAUAAACUGUAAAUGUAUUUUCACAUUUUCUGCAGGCUUCAUUAUACCAACUGCAUAAAUGCAGCAAGAGACCAUGUCAGGGGAGAUUAUUUAUUUAAUAAUCUGGGUUGGAGAAGGCGUUUUGAUAGUAUCUAUUUAUUUCAGUUAUAUAAUUCAUUGCUACAAUCCGUUAACAAUACUCCCAUGGCAGAGAACAUGAAUCUAGAUGAACAAUGUGUUCCAUUUGUGUUUUUGAAAUGAAUGAUAAAAUGUAAAAUAGAUAAUACUUUUACAUUAACUGCCAAUGUGUCAUGUAUGUAUAUGUGUGCACAUGUGCAUGUGCAUGCACCCAAAAGAUUUCUGCAGUGUUACAGAUAACAGUAGCUAGCUUGGUCUUCUGUGUGAAUAAACCAAGAGCAACUAUUCUGAAUGACUAAGCAGAGUAAAUCUAGCAGAUGAUCUCCCAUUUGACCACAACCUAUGAAAAGGACUUUCCAUCACAUCCAGUCCAAUGAGUUCUCUGGCCAUUGGGCAGAUAGUGGAGGCAGCAGGCUUUUAUGAUGAGGUCUUUCUACACAUCACCUCUUUGAAGGCACUACUCACAGAUACCAGCCCAAGCAGCAUGGGUUUCGUAGCAGAGGCAAGGCAGCAAUCACUAAGUACCUCUCUGGGAUGACUCAAGUGAAGCAGCUUGCAGAACAAGUUGGGAGAAGAGGUAUAAUGGAAAUCAAUAUUUAUUCCAUGCUUUAUUUAGACCCACCCCCUCCACCUGCAGCAGGUUUUUAGAUCCCCACUUCCUAUUCCUUAUUCCUUUAUUGUGAUUUGAUAUAUCUACUGUGAACUUUUUCUUGGGAAUGCUAACUAUGCAAUUGCAUCCAUUUAUUUCAAUGAAGCUUGCAUGGUAUAAAUUCCAUAAAUUUGUACCCUGUUGUGAAAUAAUUGAUGCUUCUACUUACAUAUUCAAAAACUCUGUUCUUCUUGGGUGUUGCCAACUUGUUUUGUUUUUUCGUUGCUUCUUUCCUGUUAAGCAAGUUCUGAUCAUUUCCUUUAUAAAGACAUGCUUCAGAUUUUUUUCUGGAAUUGGUAUUCCCAUCCUACCUAUUUGAAAUUAGCCUCUCCCACUUCUGUUGUUGCUGUUCCUGUGUUGUUGUUUUUAAAGACUGAGUGCAUAACGUUUAUUCAGAUUUUUAAAAGAUUGUUCUGAUGUUAUUUAAUGGAGGUACCCAUACUGUUCUCUGUGUACUUCUCAACUUUGAAGACACAUUAAAAACAUUCAUCUCCCUAUGGGGGUAAUAAAUUAAAGCUUGGUAAUUCAGAAUUGUGUGAACCCAGCUAUAAUUAAAUGCGUUCAUAAGAACAAGAGAGUUACACCAGGAGAUUUUUCAGUCUAGACUGAAGUUCCCAGUUUUGCCAACAUUAAAAAUAUUUUUUCAUUUGCUGAUUAAGCAAUAUAAAGCAACAGUGUGCCUUUCAGACGUUUUCCAUAACAGUCAGUUACAUCUGCAAUUCAUUUUAGCCAGCUUACUUGGAUUUAAGGCAUUUCUGAUUGUUGGUUUGUUGGUUUAAAAAAACCUGCAUUUGUUACAUGUGUUAUUUUGACUACAAAAUUCCGAAUUUUAAUUCAGCUACAACAUUGCCACACAGAAGGUUGUUGAAAAAGCUUCAGUUAAGCACAUAACCUACAUGAAAACUCAGUUUAUCAUCCUAUAGAAAAUAGCAAGUUUGGGCAGCAUUGAAGAAACUUUAUCCAUCAGCGCAAGGAUAUCUGCUUCUGCAACAGAACUCCACCCCUCCUCUCUCUGCACAUAUCCUGUGCCAUCCCAAAUCUGCUCCAGAGGAUUGAGGGAACUACCAAAACAUAUAUGGGGAGGCACGGGGAAGGAUAGUGGGAGAAGUUUCCUUGUGCAAGCAGAAAUCCUUGCACUGUCAAGAGCGAGUUAGUUGGAUACUGCCGCUUAUUUUUAAUUGGAACAACUCUGAGAGUUUACCUUUCCCAUCAUGGUAUUGCCUGAAUAGCAACUCAGGGAUAUGCAUGUUUGUCCUUGCAAUAAUACCCAUAUCUUUUCUCUCACCUUCAUGCCAAGGUGAAUAGUUAUUUAAGAUCCCUAAAUCUAGGAUCAAAACAAAGCUGUUGAGAUGGGCAAGGAGAGAUAUCUAGUGCUUCUCCCCACUUUCUCUCUUAAGAGAUAGAUGGUUGCUAUGGUGAUUGCUGCUCCCAUCUCAUCAGCUAUAACCUGGUUUUCCACAUCAACUGAAUCACUGCAAGCAAAACAUUAUCUUUAUUCAAUCAUUAGAUAUAAUAUUGUUAUAUUACUUGUCGAGCAUCAACAUAUUCACUUUAAAUAUUAGCUUGCCUAGCAUAUAUGCAUAUAUAGCACGCUUUUAUUCAAAUAAUCCCAGGUUUAUAUAGAAAAACUUACACUAGAGCACUUAAAGAAGAGUUUAUGGGUAGGAAGAUCAAACCAUUAGCUGUAACUUAAAAAACACAAAAUAUAAUCCCCAAAAGACAAUAUUGUGUAGGGAAAACUACCCAGGAAGCAUUUUUCCCAUUACUUCUGGUUCUGCUCUACCGUUUUAGGAAGAAUUAUAUAUGCACACACAGAGACACACAUAAAAAUCUAGAAUUUUCAGUUCAAAUUUCAUUGGUUACAUUUCUGGGAUUUGUAAAGUGCAUUGAAUUGUUGCAUGAAAAUAAAUAACACUGCAUGCCAGUCAUCAUCUGUGUUCUACAGCUUGAAGUCAUUUCCAUCAACUUAAUCUUCCCUCUUGAACUGGAGUACUCCUUAUCACAGAUUCCACUCUUUGCUUCCAGCAGUAUUUCAGAAGAGUUCAAAAAAGGUUGGAAUUCGCUCCAGUGCACUGACGGUGACUUAAUAACAAGACAUUCAAAUUACAAGUUAUCUCUUAGUGGUGGUGUGUUUCACUCAAAGUUAUUUCCUAGCAAGGCAGUGUAUAUCACUUGUCAUUCAAUAAGGCAAAAAAUAUUUUUAAAGAUAGAUGACUCUGACCUUCAUGGGUUGACGCUAUUUUCCUUCUUAAAUAUUUAAGGUGGGUUGGUACAAUUACAUCUGAAUUACCAUAAUUGGGUGGAUCUGCCCUUAGCUGCCAAAUUGACUGGUGACUGGUUGAUGCUGUUUCAGACUUGUAAUGUGUGUGGCCUCUCCUUUCUGGUGUGGCCAGUUGCUACUAUGAGCCAAUUAGGCAAAUACAUACUGUAGUUUAAAUAUAUGCAGGCAAUAUGCAUGCUAACUGGGUGUAUUUGACUGUCUGUGUCAUCUGUGGCUAAUUUUUUAAAUAAACUGCAGAACAUGUGAUUGGAAGUGUAUAUUAAAAGAUGCUGCAGUCUUAGAGAGUCAAUCACUUUGUUUUGCUUACAUUUAUACAUUAGAAACUGAAUUAGAAGUUAAAGAAAAAAGAGUAAACCAUUCAGCUUAAGUUAAAAUGAAAUGAUGCUUCAGGUUAAUAUGGAAAGGUCAUAACAUAUCUCUACAAAAACACAUCAUGUGUAAUAAUGAUGCUGAUGAUAAUGAAUAUUUUUGGAAAUGUAUGAAUAUCAAAGCAAGCAAGAUUUGAUGCAUUCUGAACCCAAACAAGGAACUAGUAAGUGCACAAUUAUUUCUUUUUGAAUGCAUGGUAUGUUUCUGUAAUUUUAAUUUCAAUUGUCUAACCAUAAGCUAUUUAGAUAUGCUGCUUAAUUACUGAAAUUAUUUCAUCUGUGACUUCAUAAAUACAUUGGGUUUUUUAUAUCAUGAAAUUUUUGGAAAGUAUGAUCCUGUGACUGAAAUAUUUCAGGAUUGUGCUUUGCAUUGUAGAUUAACUACUGACUGGUUUGUAAAUGAUUUCUUGCCUUGCUAAAAGGACCAAGCCCUGUAAUAUAAAUUUGUUGUUGUUGUUUAGUCGUUUAGUCAUGUCCGACUCUUCGUGACCCCAUGGACCAGAGCACUCCUGUCUUCCACUGCCUCCUGCAGUUUGGUCAAACUCAUGCUGGUAGCUUUGAGAACACUGUCCAACCAUCCCGUCCGCUGUCGUCCCCUUCUCCUUGUGCCCUCAGUCCUUCCCAGCAUCAGGGUCCUUUCCAGGGAGUAAUAUAAAUUAGUGUUGUGGUAUUGUGCCAUCUAAUGCCAGCCUUGAUUGAAACUAGUGCCACAAACCAGUGGCAUUGAACAAACUUACUGUGGAAGAAUAUCCUGAUCCUGAUCCUUCAGUUGCCUCUUUGCUUUCUCUUGUAUGCAGUAGAACCACCUAGAGUUAGGGUUAUUACCUUUUCUCCUGGCAGAACUCUCUUGCUUUCACAAGUGCCAGCCAGAAAAUGAUUAGCCAGCAUAAAGAUGCAAUGUCUACAUCCACUGUCAGAGGCAGUAUGCCUCUGAAUACCAGAUGCAGGGGUUCUCAAGAGAAGAGAGUGCUGUUGCCUUCAGGGACCUGCUUUCAGGCUUCCCAUCAACAUCUGGUCACUGUGAGAACGGGAUGCUGGAAUUCCACCAAAAGGGAUGCAGACAAUAAGGUAGUGGUGAUAAACUGGACCCAAUCUGCAGCUGAAUCCUUACCUACUAUGGAUGCUUUAGUGAAGAUGCCUGCAUUGCAGGUGAUGGGACUAGAUGACCCUCACGGUCCCUUCCAUCUCUAUGAUUCUAUGAAGGGCAGAUUAGAAUUUUUAUAAAUAAGUAAUACUGUCAAAAGGCUAUCUUUUAGCUGAAUAUUUCUUAGCUGAGUAAUAUUUCAUAGGCUAUAUUAUGGCUCAUCCUUUGCACAAACAUAAAUAGAAAAUUAUUCAGUGUUGUUUCAACAAAAUUCUCCUGGUGUGCUUUGAUUCUGAAGAAAGGUAUUUUGAAUAUCCAUAAUGUUUUGAUCUUUUGGGCUGUUCGUUGACUGAAUUCCCAUAGCUCAAUUCUGCCAUCUGGCCAUUGCAGAGUGGGGGAGAUCUCCAAAGGAUUUUUGGAUAUUAUUGCAUAGACUUCCAUUUCAGAUUAAUUGUGACAAGUUGCAGUUAAUCUAAAGCAGGCUUCCUCAACCUCGGCCCUCCAGUUGUUUUGAAGCUACAAUUCCCAUCAUCCCUGACCACUGGUCCUGCUAGCUAGGGAUCAUGGGAGUUGUAGGCCAAAAACAUCUGGAGGACCAAGGUUGAGGAAGCCUGAUCUAAUGCACAAGUGGAAGCUUCCGAUUGCCUCACAUAUGCACCAGAAGAAGAAGAGGGGGCAUACUAGCCACAGACUCAGUAGAGCUUUUUCCUAUAAUCCUGAACUGGGGAUUACCAACAUGUUGCCCAUGAACCUGCAAGGCCCCCUCCCAUACAGAAAUUAUACAUGAAACAAGAACUCUAUCGUAGCCAAUAGAAUUGGUUGCCAUGUGUAUGUUUUGUAUGGUUGCAGUGUAUGUUUGGUGCCCACAACAGCUUUUCCCAUUUGUAAAUGUGUCCAUGGGUCCAUAAAACUUUACAGUCCCUGUCAACUAUUACAUCUAAAUAAGGCCAAUAUCUCAAUAGACUACUGUGAUGAAAAGUGGAGCUUUCAUGUUUAUGAACAUUCAGAUAAUGAGCAUUAGGAUUUAAUACAUUUUAAAACUGAGUGAGGUUCAGAUGGAAAACACUCCCAUUAAGUGUAAGCAUAGGGUUAUUAGAAACUGCAAGCAUUUAGCUGAUAAAUUACAGCAAUAAAUAAACCACUAAUUAAGACUGUACUUUUCACUCUUUGUGAGUAAAAAUCUUGGAUUGAAAAGGAACUUCUAGUAUUAUGUUUAUUUUAUUUGUUAAAGUUUUCUUUCAAACACACUCGAGUUUGCUGCUGGUCACGAGAUUAAGUAUAGUUGCUUUUUGCUUUAACCAAGAGGCAUCUGCCUUGCUUACUCAAGAGGUGCAUAUUACAAAAUUGGAAACAGAGUUCCUAUUCUCUGUCUUUCCAUUUCUGUCUCUGGGCCAUAAUCCUGGCUAUCUGAUUUGCUGUAUUUUUCUGUGUAUAACACACACACACACACACACACACACACACACACACACACACACACCAUGUAUAACACACCCCCUAAAAUUUUAGAAGAUGGGGGGAGAUUGCCCAUCUCUCACCUGCCUGGCCAACGGUAACACUCGCACACGGAGCAAACAGCCUCCUAACGCCUGUCCCCUCACCAGCAGAAGCAGCCUCUUGCCUGCCCAAUUGCCGCAGCAACACCCAAUCAACGCCACCCCUUGCCAAAGACACCAGUAACACGCUGCAGAACAUCUCCGGUUCACGCCAUCAUCCAAUCCCAAGUCUCCCCUAGGCACUACCCAUGUAUAAGAUGACCCCCUAUUUUAAACAUAGUUUUUCAGUAAAAAACAAAAAAAACAAAAAAAACAGCCUUAUACACAGAAAAGUACGGUAGUUUGCUUUUUUGUUUUUUAUCCAAUGUAUUCUUAAUAUUGCUGCAUUAUCCAGCCAUGGCUUUAUUUAAUAAUUUGUGAUUGUUUAGUUGGAGUUCAGUUAGAAACUGAUUUAUGGUUAUAAACAUUUUUAUUUUUUGCAAUAGUGGAGACUUACGGUAAUUUCAGUUCUGCAUUUCUUUAGGGCAGGGUUGCAUGUAAAUGCCUCUCUGUUUAUUUUUUGGGUCUCUAGGCUAAUAACUUUUAGUCAGUCAAUUAUAUGCAUUUUAAUAGAUUGAGUAAUUGAUUUAAAUUUAUGAAUGAGUUUACACCUGACUAAAACCAAUAGGUCUGAAACACAAAUCAUACUUCUUUGCUUUUUAAUUAUAGAGGUAUGCUGUCCUUCUAAAGUAAAUAAUCUUACCUGCGUUUAUCACAGCCUGAAACAGUAAACUUAACCAGAUGUCUUAUUCCCUUUUCUGUUUGUUAUUUCUUGCUCUGGGUGGUCAGCCAUGGUUUAGUCUCUAUUUUAGAGCUAGUACUGUAUGUGGUUAACCAAUUUGGGCAGAACAACUUUGGGUCUCUGUGCUGGAAAAAAUUAAUUACACAACAGCUUUGCUUUUAGUUAUACUUCGCUUCUUUACCUUGUCAAGAUAUUGAUGUCAUCCCCAUAAAGGAAAAUGUUUAACUUCUGUGGCAUUUCACAUUUGCAAAGGUGCUUCUUAAUUGGGAUAUUUUUCAUUUGUUUUAUGUUCCUCCCACCCCAUCCUUCCUCCUUGAGCAUUCAUGACUAUUAUUAUUUUCCUGAAACAUUUGAGUGUAAUUUUUUUUACACAUAUGGAUUAACCCACUGAAAUAUAUAUAUAUAUAUAUAUAUAUAUAUAUAUAUAUAUAUAUAUAUUGAAUGUUUUGUUUUACUUUUGCAAAUAACUGGAGGGGGAAAUGGUCCACACCAAGCUUUCUCUACCCUUGUUAAGUGUACCCCUUGCUAUAAUUCCAAAACAUUGUUGCCCAUAUUGGAUCUCUUGUUCUAGCUCUGCUCUGUAAACCACUGGGUUGUUCAUUUUAAUACUAUGAUGUGUUCAUAGUAGUGGAGUAAAGAUCCAUUUUUUCAGGAUCAAACUAUUCCCCAUUGGCCUCUCAAUCUUUCAACAUGGUGUUUCAUUUAAAACCAUCAGGCCUCUAUGGGCUUUUAUCCUUUCCAGGAAUCAAAUUAUCUGACCUUUUUUAGAUAUCCUAAUCACCUCAUGAAAAUCUUUCAGGCUCAAGCCUAUUAAACAUGAAUGCCUUCCAGAGUCAACACUGUGCAGCAAUCUCAGUAUUCAUCUUUUCCCUUUUUAGGAUAUAAAUCUGAGCAACUUCAUAGAAUCAUAGAAUUGUAAGAGUUGGAAAGGACCCAGAGAACUAUCUAGUCCAAACCCCUGUAAUCUCUCCACUCUAUGAAAAAAGGUGAAUUCUAUGUAAGGAGUCAGUAGUAAGAGGACUUAAAAUAAAACUGCCAAUGUCGUAAAUGCCUUAUACACAGUCUUGGAUGUAUAACUGGAAUAUUGUGUAUACUUCUGGUUGAUGCAUCUCCAAAAUGAUAUUUUAGAGUUGAGAAAGGAAUAGAAAAGGCAGCCAAAAUACCUGGAACAGUUUUGACUAUUCAAAAAAGUUACAGUGUCAGAGGCAUUUUAGUUUAGGGAAAAGACAAGUGACGUUCAAAGGAAAUGAUAGAGCUGAAUAGAAUUAUGCAUAGUGUUGAGAACAUGGACAGACAAAAGGAAACUACUGUACUGUACUGUGCUUCUUUACAUAGCCCAUAGUUAAAGUAUGGGAUUUGCUCCCACAAGCUGUAAUGAUGGCCACCAACCUAGAAGGCUUCAAAAGCAAGUAAGAAAGGAGGUUCUGCCAUACUCCUAGGGUUGUCUACUGCAAGAAACAGGAUGAUGGCCUUUGGCUUUAUCCCCAGGGCUCAUCUUAAGAGAUGCAACUGAUCUGCUUGCUAGAGAGGCCUCAACUUGAAGAUGAAAACUAUACCCCUACCAGCUAGCAAUGCUGAUGGUCUAUGCAGUGUCUGUUCAAACAUCAUGUGGAAAGCAAGUUCUCCUUGGAACUUGUGGAAAGGAGAAGAAUAUGCCCGUUGAAAUGAAGCCUUCCACAUCUGGCAGAUUUACUAAUGCCUCCAUCAAAUACACUAGCUGUCCAUGGCUUAUCAUUACAUGUAAACACAGCCACAGUUAAUGCAUAAGAAACAUCUGCAGAGACAGAACUGAGUCAUGAAAUCGUUUUUUGAUUAACAGGUAAAAGGUAAAGGUAAAUGACCCUGGAAGUUAAGUCCAGUCAAAGGCGACUGGGAUGUAAAGCUCAUCUCGCUUUCAAGCCGAGGGAGCCGGCGUUUAUCCACAGACAGCUUUCCGGGUCAUGUGGCCAGCAUGACUUCACUGCAACAGAACACUGUGACGGAAACCAGACCACACGGAAAUGCCGUUUACCUUCCCACCGCAGCGGUACCUAUUUAUCUACUUGCACACUGGCGUGCUUUCAAACGGCCAAGUUGGCAGGAGCUGGAACAGAGCAACAGGAGCUCACCCCAUUGUCAGGAUUCGAACUGCCAACCUUCUGAUCAGCAAGCCCAAGACGCUUAGAGAGCCACUGCUCUGUGCUGUUGCAUCCUAAUAGAGAAGUAGACUCUUUAAAACUCAUGGUAUAAUGAAUGUAUUACUCUGUAGAGAGCUCUGACUCUUUGACCUAAAGUAGAUAUUCAUUUCUGAACAAUUUUGGGCUCUCUACUUCAAAAAUAAUGCUAAUGUGAUAAUAGGGUGGGUCACUUUGUACCUGGUGUCUCUCUAAAGCACAUUAAUCAUUCAGCCAUUUUAUGUAGGUUGAUCAGUCCACUGGCAUAACUAGGUAUAGGUCAUGUGGUGGUCAUGUUUUAAAAUUCAGUGAAGCGUUUCAAUGAAAGUGUACAGGACAGAGCUAAGUACUCGCUUAAUUCGGAACGUUAGCGUUUGCUUUAAAAGAUCUACUUGAAAUGUAUUUGGAUUUGUGACAAAUUUUCCAUUUGCUUAAUGGUAGCUAGUUUGCAGUGUGUUGCAGUUUUACUUUACUUGCUGAAGAAAAAAAACCUUUCCAUCAUCCUAUCCAAACAUAAUGUCUUUUCAGAUCGGUGGAAAUUAUGUGCUUGUAAACAAAGGCUGAUCAUGGGAAAUAACACUUUAAAAUAUUGAUAUUCAGCGUUUGAUACCAAAGGCUUGAGUCAUUUAUCUCAACUUGGAAAGCAUGCUUUAUUAGUAGAACUUUAUUAUAGGGAACAAACUGGACUUUUUGGAGCAGUGAACACCUGUUAAAAACAAAUGUAAAGGUAAAGGGACCCCUGACCAUUAGGUCCAGUCGUGACCGACUCUAGGGUUGCAGCGCUCAUCUCGCUUUAUUGGCCGAGGGAGCUGGCAUACAGCUUCCAGGUCAUGUGGCCAGCAUGACUAAGCCGCUUCUGGCGAACCAGAGCAGCGCAUGGAAACACCGUUUACCUUCUUGCCAGAGCGGUUCCUAUUUAUCUACUUGCACUUUUGACGUGCUUUCGCACUGCUAGGUUGGCAGGAGCAGGGACCGAGCAAUGGGAGCUCACCCCAUGGCGGGGAUUCGAACCACCGACCUUCUGAUCGGCAAGUGCUAGGCUCUGUGGUUUAACCCACAGCGCCACCCGCGUCCCUCCUGUAUACAAAGGCUUUUAAUAUACGGUACUUGUUAUGAUCAGGAGUAUAUUGAGGUACUGUAAUAUUUUUGGCAAUUCAAUCACCAAGACAUAGGUGUCAAUGUUUAUGUUUGGGAAAGGGCACAGGCUUAAUCUGGCACCUGCAGGUAGAGCUGGGAAUGUCCUGUGACUGAAAUCCUGGAGAGCAUAGACAGAACUGAGCUAGAUGCAUCAGUGCUCUGACUCCAUAUAAGGCAACUUCCUAUAUUCCUGUUAGGCAGGUAAGGAUAGGUUAGACUGGAAAUUGUCUAUAGGUGUCCAUGGGGGACCAUAUGACCAUGAAGGUGGAAUUCGUUAGGCUGUGAUUCUUCACAUCUUUUAUAAAAGUUAUAUUUUGCUUUAAGUGUCAGGUAACUAUAGAAAAUGUUGAUAGAUAAUAGAUAUAGGUAAGUAGGUAGGUAGGUAGGUGGGUGGGUAGAUGAUAGAUGAUAGAUAGAUAGAUAGAUAGAUAGAUAGAUAGAUAGAUAGAUGAUAGAUAGAUAGAUAGAUAGAUUUGAAGUUGUAUUGUUGCAUGUCACUAGGCUCCUUAAAUUCCACUAAUUUAAAGAACUCAGUACAUAUCCUGUAGUGGUGUAAUAAAUAAAUGCAUAAAAUGUAAGCACUACCCCCCCAAUCUUCUUUGUUUUAAGAUUAAGUGCUUGUGAAUUACGUGAAGAUUCCUGCAGUAGUAAAAUUCCCACUAAGUGUACAAUUAAAUUGGCUUACAUUUUGUUGUGCUCAUCAUGGCGCGUAUGUAUGUUUACUCAUAUUGUAGUAAACCACGCUCAGUAGUUUGCUCUCAAACCCAUUACACAAUCGGAAACAAGAGAAGAGAAAUGCAUUCUUAGGAUACUGCAGGCUUUUUUAAAAUGUGAAGAUAGUGGAUGAGCUCAAGUGUUGCUCCAUUCAUAGACGCAUAACUCUCUUUCUCUGACUGAAAGCUUACACCGUGAACAGUGGAUACCACACAGUAGCAACAACUUUUAAUAAAAGUUUUAUUUAAGGCUGUUGGUAAGCUAAUAUUUGGUGAACUGAACAGCUACCUUGCCACUCACUAAUCAUAUGCCUUAUUUCCCACAAAUUCUUUCUCGGCUUGUUGCUUUGCAAUGCAACCCACCCUGUUUUCACAAGUUCUGUAUUUCUUUCUCCAACCAGCUCUUCCUUCCCUCUUCCCUGAAUCUCGUACAGUGGUACCUCGGGUUACAAACACCUCAGGUUACAAACACUUCGGGUUACAGACUCCGCUAACCCAGAAGUAGUACCUCGGGUUAAGAACUUUACCUCAGGGUGAGAACAGAAAUCACACGGCGGCGGUGUGGUGGCCGCGGGAGGCCCCAUUGGCUAAAGUGGUACCUCAGGUUAAGAACAGUUUCAGGUUAAGAAUGGGCCUCUGGAACAAAUUAAGUACGUAACCAGAGGUACCACUGUACUUGAAGGUAGACUUUGCAGUCACUUAAGCCUGCUGCCAGCAGUCUAUACUUGCUGCUGCUCUCUCCUUUCCUUUUCCCUGUUUGCAAAAAAUCCAUGCUAACAACAGGAGUAGCAUGUGAUUCUGUAGAGUUAAAAGAAUUAUCACUUUGACACUGGUCAGUCUUUCUCUUAAUUCAUUCACUGGAACUUGCCUCCUAGUAUCAAAAGAUGGGAGAAAAGCUAUCACACCAUGGCCCUGCAAUACUGUGAACAAUUUAGGGGUGGGGGCAUGCGUGCACAGGGCCAAGCAACAGCUUGAAGGAACAACUCCAACCCCACCUAGUCUUUACAAUUGAUUUCAAUGGAUUAAGGUGAAAUUUUAAGCUAGAUCUUUAAUGAUAUAUUUGAUCUUGCAAACAAAAGCAGCAAACAGAAUUGUGAGUCUUCUCUUUCUGCCUUGUUAUAAUCUUAUAAAGAAGUACAUAAAAUUGCCACCAAGGGAAGGAAACCUGGACUAGGAGAAACUGCUUCUGCAGCAGCAUUGAUGAAAGCAGUUAAUGGAAAUAUUGUUAUUUACUUACAAGACACGGUGGUGUGGGGAGCAGCACAAAUGAUAAUUUUCAUUGUCUAACUGGCUUUCUCCCCUCCAAGUAAGUAUUGGGCCUUUAUAGGAUAACACAAUUUAAUUAUUGUUACAGGAUUCCAUUAUCAUAAUGGUAUUUUACCUUAGGCCAUUUAUAUAUUGUUCAUUGUUAAUGUUAUUUGAUUAUAUUUUUUGGCACAUUUGGAACCUUGAUGAGACUCUAGUAUACUGGAAGCAAUAUAUUUAUGUGCUGGUCAUUUGGAGUUGGGUAAUGUUUUUUACUAUAUCUUUAAUUUUGAUAUUUACCUGUGUAGUGUUGCAGAAUAUAUGUCAUUUUCAAUUAUAUAUUUUAUAUGUCUUAACUUAUCAAACUUUAUACUCUGAGUGUUAAAGGGUCAAAGCAACCAAAUUAUGAGAAUAUGGGUUUCAGAUUUUAUUAGAAAAGAUACCCCUCACAUUAUUUUUCUAAAAGAGAUACAUAGAUGUAAUCCACAUUCACAAGACUGUUUUGAUUUCUCAAACCUGGUGUAUGUAUGGCUUCACUCGUCUGUGCUGUUAAGUAAAGGGACUUGGCCAGCAUUGAAUUCUGGGUGCGUAUUUUAACUCCCAACAAAGGCAUUCCGAAUCUUAAUUCAUACCUGGAAAAUUCAUUCCAGGUUCUCUUAGUGAAAUGUGGGAAAUAGCUCAACAUACUCAAAACGAUCAAUUGAUUUUAAUAUAUUUUAAUUCCGGAGCUAUUUUAAAAAGUGAAAACUGAAGAGGUUCUUUUUAUAAGACGAGUAGAUAUACCCAUAACAGUGAUGACAGAAACAGCACAUUCUUAUUCCAUCUGUCAGUACUUUCUGUACAAAGAUGUGACGCACAAGAGUUCUGAUAAAAGUCCCACUGUGUAGGAGUCUGCACUUACCAGAAGGAUGAUCUGUUCAACAGAACACAGCAUCAGUAAUCCCCUGCUUGGUGCUGCUAGACUUAGAAGAAAAGGCCUGGCAUUGGACCUAGAACCAUAUUGUCCAAAUUAUUUACUCUCUAAAUCACUUCUCUCCCAGGAGCUUGUUUAGGCUCAGGAUGGCUCAGGUGGUACAGCAUGAGACUCUUAAUCUCAGGAUUGUGGGUUCGAGCCCUGGGUUGGGCAAAAACGUCCUGCGUUACAAGGGUAUGAACUUACUAGAUAACCCUUGUGAUCCCUUCCAACUCUACAAUUCUAGGGUUCCAUGGUUCUGUGAAACAGCAACCAGACCAUAACUGCAGCUCUGUGCAUGGAGAAGUAAGGGUCACUUUACCUUUCUCCUUACAUCAUCCAGCAAGGUCUGAGGCAAAAUUGGUGCUUUUCAUUGUUUACCAGCCAUGCAUACAGCUGUUCGCAAGUCAGUAUAGACUGGUGCAAGUGGUUCUCUGCAAGCAAAAAUUUUCUUUCUUUCAACAGAGAAAGAGAGAAUUUUUCAAACUCUAGCAUGAGUAUGGAAAAAUCCAGUGAAGGUAAAGGGAAAUCAUCCAGAAUGAUACAUAUAUUAUAUUGUUAUGUAACAGUUUGAGUAAAAAUCUCCUGUAAAACAUUGAAAAUACCAGUCUAUUAUAUGCACAUUAAUACUUUAUAUAUAAAAAUAGACACCCAGGGUUGAAUUCAGUCAAGUCAUUGCACUUGUAGAAUGACUUCCACUUGUACAAGGGAACUUCUCCUCCCCAAAUUUUGCUAGCAUAAGAAGCCUUCUGAUGAGGCGGGUGAAAGGAGGGACUCUAACUUCCAAAUGUGUAUCUAUGUUACAUGCAUGCAGAGUAAAUUGCAUGUGUGUACAAAUGGUUUUACUUAACAGUGGUAAAUCCUUAAUGUGUGAAGCAGCUCUUGAAUGAAAGUAAGUACAAAAUAACUCAAAACAGAGACAAAAGAAAACCCUGUGUAUAGCAGAAGCAGCUGAGAUUCAGAAUCGGAAUGGAGAAAGGAAGUCUUACGGAAAGAAUGGCAUAAAUUAUAACAAACCUCAAAUGCCACUCUCUACUUGCUGGUUUGGCAGAGAGUGAGAGGACAAAUGUCAGGAAGAAUGGGUGAGAGCCAAGUGCUAUGGGAGGCCAUAGAGGGAAAAGAGAAAAGCAGAAGGCAGGGGCCCAAGCAUAGGGUGAACAGCAGGUCAGGGCAGAAAAGAGGGACUGCCAGAGCUUGAGAGUUUUAGCAUGUGUUGAAUUGAAAAAAAUGUCAAUGAUAGUUAGAAGAACAGUAGAAAAAGAUAAAGAGUGAAAAUAAAUGGGAAAUGGUAUGAUAACUUAUUGAAGCUAGCUUUUAACAUAAAAAUCAAGACAAGAUUUGUGUUUAAGGCUGUUCCCUUGCUUGCAUAUAUGUGAUGACAUACUGCUUCGGUAUAUGUAUUGUAUAUGUAUUGUUGACAGAAAAGGUUGAUUACACACAAGUGCAAGAUGUGAAAAUGUACUGGAAAAUGAAGUGAAGAUAGUUUGCUACGUGGAUGGGAAAUAAGGAACUCUUGUGUUUGUGGGCAGGAUGGGAAUAACAAUGCAUCUUCUUUUUCACGCUGAAGGAGGACUGUUUUUACCUUUUGAGAGAUUUGUAUUUUGACCAGCUUUGCAUCCGUUUACAAUAUUUAUUCAGUCAAGUUUUCAAAAGCUUUCAUACCUUUCAGGCACUCUGCUCCAAAAAUUAUUGCAUGGAGGGAGGGAGAGCAGAAUCAAAUCCCUGUCUGCAAUGUCUUUAAUGCACAGGAAAGUAAAGGUCAGAAGAAGAGACCAUGCUCUGUACAUAUAAGUGCUUCUAUAAUUUAGAGGCCUCAUUGUGCAGAGUUCUACAUCAAAUAGACUAUCCUCUUCAAACCUCUCGCUCUAUCCACAUACAUACACAUAGAUGAAGGGGCUGGGUGGGAUAUGAGGCAAGCUGGCAUGAUGAUGUGCUCGUUCGCUCACUCUCACUCUCCAAGAGAGCUGCAAUUCCUAGCAUCCUAACAAACUGCAGUUCCCAGGAUUCCUUUAAAAGUACUUACAUGGAGAAGAACAGAAGAAGGCAGAUUAUUUUUACAUUUUGUGAUUUAUUCACAUGCUUCUUGGGAAAAUGGUAUACUGUUAUAUAUUCUCAUACUGUCUGCCUCUCACCUUUUAUACUUUACCUGUGACACAUGUUACCAGUACAGUUCCUCCUGUUAUUCUUCCUUGAUCUUUGGACCAACUGUAUCAAUGUGAUUUAGGUUACAACAAAUGCAAGCAAGGGCAAAAAAGGUUUCAGAUGUGCACCCAUCUUUUCUUAUGUUACUUUUUCGGCUGCUUUUGUUCUUCAAACUGAUGCCCAACUAUUUAUAGCUCUCUGCCCCCAUGAAUUUGAUCCACGGUGCUGAAUGGUUCAUGUCAAAUGCUCUGGGGGGAGGGAGCGAGGGGGUAGUAGCCAUGUUAGCUUAUUGUAGUAAAAAUGAUACAGUGGUCCACAUGAACUUUUGGCAUAGUAAAUUUGUUAGCAAAAACAACAAUAUUGUGACAUUUUAAGCACACUGCUACCUUUACAUUGCCCAGCUUUUUUGUCUUGUGUGGCUUAUUGCAUAUUGCCUUUAAAAUUGGUUUGUUGAAUUUUAUAUCAGUGACUACUAGCCACAAUGACUAUGGCUUAUUUCCACUGUUGGCAGCAAUAGGCUUCUGAAUACCAGUUGCCAGGAAUCACAAGUUGCUUUGCUUUUGGGCUUCCCAGGGGCAUGUGGUUGCCCCCUGGGAGAAUGAUCCUGGACUAGAUGGGCUUUUUCCAUAUUUAUAUGAAUUACUUGUAUUGAUACAAAGGACAGCUGUGCUCAUACACAUUUUUAAUGCCUUCUACAGAACUGCACACGCAAGGGCUAAAGCUGAUGCUGCAGAUCAAGCCAGCCAAUCUGCUCGUCAGGAGUGUGACAUCGCCAGAGCAGUUGCCAGAGAACUUUCCCCGGGUUUCUACCAGCCAGGUAACAUGGGAAUUGAGUGAGUUUGCAGAGGAAUGAUGUUUUCUACAUCAUUUUAAACAGAUGGAUGGGGGGGGCAGGGAGAAGACAACCCAAAAUUCCCAUUGUACCAGUUGAUUUUUGUUGCACAAGCAAGUGGACAUUAUUGAACCCUAUGUCACAGCUUCCACAACAUUGCAGUGCUCUGGGUUUUGUGAUUUGCAGAAGGCAUGAGGAUUUACAGAAAUAAACAUAUUAAGGCACUGCUCAACAAUCCCUGAAAAAGUGAUGUUGCAAUGGAUACAGUGGUGCCUCGCAAGAUGAAAUUAAUUCGUUCCACGAGUUUUGUCGUCUUGCGAUUUUUUUCUUCUUGCGAAGCACGGUGUCGGGAAAGUUUUGGAAAAGCUUCAAAAAUCACCAAAGUCUUUAAAAACCUCAAAAAGGCUACCACACCGCGUUCUAUGAGUUGCUCCUCGAAGUCAAGUCGCAACUGUAUUAACUGUGUUAAGAAAAAGGAAACAAACUUGCAAGACGUUUCCGUCUUGCGAAGCAAGCCCAUAGGGAAAAUCGUCUUGCGAAGCAGCUCAAAAAACCCUUUCGUCUAGCAAGUUUUUUGUCUUGCGAGGCAUUCGUCUUGCGAGGUACCACUGUACAAAAUAUAACCAUUUAUUCAGUGGCCCACAUACUGAUCCCAGUGACAUGGCAGGAGGCUCUUUAACCAGCAGGAGUGAAUCAAAGAUUUGUGUUGUGAAACCGGAACAUGGCUUAAAGAAAUACAGUACCGUGAUAAAAAAUGUUCUUAUCCAUGUCUUCCCCUGAAAACCAAAGAGUGGCUUAAUAGUUCCAUUUCAAAGGCUAACAUGGAAAGGAAAGAAAUGACAUGUUCUACAGAAUAUCUGCCUGAAAGGUUCAUGUGACCUUUGGCAUAUAUUCUUGGGUCCAGAUUCAUAUUCAGCUCCUUAAUCCAGAUAUUAAGCAAGAUACUUAACGUGUCCUCAGAGGACUGUUCUGUCUAAGUUUAUGCAUGUUUGAGGUGUUGCAUUAUCUGAAAGAGAACAAGCUAAUACAGUGUAAGGUUUCCAUAUCUGUUCCAUCAUGAAAUCAUUUUUAAAAGGACAUUACUUAGGACCCAUAUUAUUGAGCAAUAUCAUCUUCAUUCUAGGGUAAUGCAGCAUGAGGCUGAGAGAUAGUUUGUCUAAGGCCAGUGAGUUUAUAAUUGACCUGAGACUUGAACUGGAGCCCUCAUUCCGAAUGCUACACCAGCUGCCUGAAUGUAUAUCGGCAUUUCUACACAAGAAGACAUAUGAGCCUGUAGUAAUGCCACUGUAAAGCUCUUGUAAUUUAAAGCCCUUGCUAUGUUACUUAUUUAUAGAUAGGUGCUUACUUUCUUCAUGUUAGAAGUUUGAAAUAUGUUUUCACCUUUUCUAGAGCCAGCUAAGAUCCACUCUGAUAUAAUAAUAUGUAGCUUAAAACAUUUCUGAUGUAACAUAUGCAUAAAUGAUGUCGCCCGUUUAACCGACUCUUAUUUACCAAAAACAAAAACACCCAGCCUUAAGUACUUGGCAAAUAAAAAAGUUUUUAAAAAUUGGAAUUCUAAAUGUUUCAGAAGAAAGAAAAGAAUUUCAAAGUUGUUAUCCACAGAUAACCAUUUCCCAGUUGUUUCUGUUUCCUAAGUCAGUUAGGUUGUAGUAGCUCCAAAGCUUGCUGAUAGGUGCUACAAAAAUUCAGUGAUGCAUCAGAUAGCCUCAGUCCUCCCUGCCAGUCAUAGACCUUAGGACAAAACUAGAUGAGACAGUGGAAAUGUGUGAGCAUAUGCUGACAAAUUGGUGCUAUGGGAGUGAAGCUGCUAGAAGGAAUAGUAGAUUUGAUCAUGGAACCUUGCCAUAUUGCCUAGUUUAGACCUUAGGCAGCUGAAUGCUAAUAAGCUAGAGCCAGAAGCCAGAACGUACAUCUUCCAUGUAGGCAAGCGUAGUCCAAGCCUUCAUAUUUUUUUCCAAGUCAGGGGGACGCAAUAGGUUUGCUGGAUGGAUUGAGCUGCCCUGAAGCCUAAAUAAACAUCACACCUUACCCAUCAACCUGCUCUUCAUUUGUGACAUCAGCACAAAAAUCUGACAGUCCCCAUUUCUAGCCAUGGCAGCUCUCUGCACUUCCUGACUGUAGCUAGGCAACAGUCUCUUCUUGUGUCAAAUUGUCCUGAAAGACAAUAUUGUGGGGAAAUGUAAUUUUACCCUUUUCUUGACUAGAAAUGCUUAGCAUGAAAAGCAAGCAAUCUGUCCUUUAAUGAGUACACAUCUGCACAUAGGAACUCCACAAGACUGUGGGUUUUUUUAUGGAAAGAAAAGAAACUGAAGACAGCUAGCAUCUUGCCUUAUUUGAGUGUCUUUUUUCCCUUGAAUGCAAGUAAGCACAAUCCACUUAAAGAGUCCAUAUAUGCUGAAAGCAAGACAGUCUCCCCAGUUUUCAAAUCUUUUUUCUUUUAUUUGAUGUGUGUUAAGUACCAACAUCAGUUAGCUCAUUGGCUGAAAAUAUUACCUAUGAAACAAAUGUGUCAGUUCUUACACUAAAACUGAAUAUAAGGAAUCUCUGCCAGAUAUUAUGAGUAAAAAAAUAUUUAUUGGUCUAAUUUUUACGGCUAUACAACUGUUUGUUGCUUGUGCCAUUCUUGCAGUAGUUUGUCAUAUUUUCACUGUUGUAAUCUUUUUACUGAAUGUCAGAAAACGUUGCAUAACUAAAGUGAGCAAGAGCACUUAUCUUUGUUACUCAUCUAUUUGAAUCAUUAGAAAAAAUAUAUAAACUUCAUCUGUGCUAUGUGAUAAUAAAAAUACAGGCACAUCAGGUGUAUUCUAGGGGCAAGAUGUGGAGUCGACACAGUAGCAAAGAGCUCACUGAGUUGUCACAGUAAGCUAGCUAGGGUUGCCAUAUUUCAAGAAGUGAAAAUCUGUUGACCUUUACUUAGGAGAAAAUCCCGGAUGAAACGCCACUUUUCGGAAAUUCCCCCCAGAUGUCACUUCUGCCAUUGAAAUCCCACUAAUGUCCGGGGAAAUCUGAACAUAUGACAACACUAAGCUAGCCAUAAAAAUGUCAGUGCAUGUGAACUAAAUGUGGGGAGGAGUGACUGCACACAAAGGUUUUCCAGUUCAAUCCUCAGCACAGUGUCACUAUCAGUCAGUACUGAGACAAUACUGAGCUACAUGGGCCAACCGUGAUUUGAUACAAGGUCCUAUUCUCCAAUGGUUUGUGUACAUUGAGGCUCCUAAUGUCUCAUUGUCCUUUAACACAGAAUGCCAUGGGCAUGUUCAGUUUCUUGAAAACGCUGUCUGAUAAUUGCAUUCACAAAAUAUGUCUCUCCGGCUUCACAUGAAAAAUAAUGUGCCCUUUGAAAGAGUGCAGUUUUAAACAACAUUAAUUCUCUUCUUGGAUUCUGAGCCUUUCAAGGAACAGCGCAUUCUAGUUUUCUUUAGUCUUUUCUAUGAAACUCUGGAGGCAAGUUGUGUGUUUUUUCAAAAGCUACAUCUCUAGGGAAAGCAUUAAGCAUCGUAACAUGCAAUUGAAAACCAGUUGCCAGCACUUUUCCAUCCUUUCUUAUACUGGCCCUUUAAAAUGCUCAGGAGAUGAGUAAUUAGAGGCUUCUGCAUGGAGUAUUGCCAGACACAUUCAUUGUCUUUAUUAUAAAUAUAUAUUUAUAGCUGCCAUAAAUAUUUGUCCUAACUAGGAACCUUGCUUACAAACUCUGUCUGUGAAGAGGGUUUUCGUGUUAUAUUAAUUUGUUUUAAGAACACCAUUUUAACUGUGAUUCCCAGAAUUUUCUUUUGCAUAGUUAGGAUUUAUUUCUGUAUUUGUUUUUCUCUAUAUGCUUUUAGGUUAUGUGAUGAGACAGAGCUGGUAUACAGUUAUAGUGCCUUUGCAUUCUCUCAGCAUUCUUUCCUGUUUAUGGGAAUUAUCUCCCCAGGAAGCCUGUCUGGCACCUACAAUAAUGUAUUUUUGGCACCGAAAGGUGAUUUUUCAUGUUAGCAGGCCUUUUUUAUUUGAUGAGCAACUCUUCUGCUGCAGUAGUUUUUAAUCUGUUGUUUUAUUGAUGUUAUUGUGUGCUCAUUGGGGAGAGGGGUGAACUCUCUGUAAAUAAUCACUGAGGAGUAUGAAAAUGUAACCUAACCUUGAGGACCAGGUCAUUGUGGCCAUAGCUCAGUGGUAGAGCUCAUGCUUUGUUUGCAGCAGGUUUAAGAUUCAAUCCUCAGCCUCUCCAGGUAGGAAUGAGAGUGUCUCCUUCCUGAAUCCCCCUGGAGAACUGCUGCCAGUCAGUGUUGACAUUACUGGGCUAGAUGGACCUGGGAGUCUGACUCAGUAUAAGGCAGCCUCCAAUUUCCUAUGACUAAUAAAUGUAAACAAAUAAAUAUGAAAUGAAACACUGAGGAUUUCAUUCAUGGCAUGUCCUGCAGAGGAUCCUUAGGUCCAUGAAUAAUAACAACCUAAAGGUCCUGAGCCCUAAGGAAGCCAGACUAUCCUCCACCAGGGCCAGGGCUUUUUCAGUGAUGGCUCCGACCUAUGUUCCACAACUGUUGAAUUUCAGGGCUAUGUGCUGGAAAUUAUUAUAUUGUUCAUAAGUCUUUAGGUCUAGAGACUAAUUCUGCAGCUUUCCCUUCUAAAAUUAUGCUGGUUGUUUAAGAUAGGGCUUCUAGAAACUUUAGAAGAAUCGGGCUAUGGUAGAUUCAUAGGAAAUGAAAAAAAUGAAUUUUUGUUGUUGUUUAUUGAGAAUGCAUGGCAUAAUUUGUAUUUGUUUAAAAACCAAAAUAAACAUGUGUUUAAAAAAAUGCAUGGCAGACAUAUGUAGGAAAAGGUUGAUAUAAAAAUUGAAAUUUGAUUGUGGUUUUUACCAACCGUUAGUGAUGAUAAGACAAAAAGCCCAAAGAGGGAUAGAGAAGUACAAAUGACACCAGUAAAGUCUCCUUUGGAGAAAGGAUUCACUUAGGUCCCUUUUCUUGCAAGCCGGUGGUAGAAAAUUGGAGUAAAUGUUGCUCAAUCUGAGUUAAAACUGCCGAAAAGCAAAAGAGAAAGAGAUAAUAAUCAAAUGGAAGGAAGAAACUUGAUCAAGCGUAAUACUGUGAAACAAACUUAGAGGUGAUAGCAGUCAGCAAAUUAGAUGAGAGACGUGAUCCUACGCCCAUUGAAGUGAACUGGCAAACACUGCAGGCUCAGCCCAUGUAUUUGAAAUGUGAUACAGCCACAAAAGUGCUAAUGCUAUUUUAGGCUGUGUAUGCAAACGCAAGACAUGGUGAUAGCCCUCUUCUUUGCCUGCAUCUACUGGCUCUGCAUGGGUUACUUGGUACUUCAGUAGUGGAAAGAUGCAGACAAGAAGGAAAUUCAAAGAAAUAGUAGUAAUGCCAGAAAUGAAGCUGCUUGACCCUGGAAGCCGCUUCAGGAAGAACUGACUUUGAAACUUGCACAUGUUACCAUAAACAAUGCUUUGAGGUGGUGAAAACUUGCAGUGUAAAAACACUGGGCAUUUUGCCACAGUUCUGUUUCAGGUUGCCCUCAACUCACUCUCCUGUUUUAAUUUUGGUAUACAUGGGCUUACUUUUUGAAAUCAGGAUGUAGAAAAGAAAGUGUCAUAUCAGAACUUGUGUCCACAUUUCUUUUUCUGGGGUGGAAAUGGGAGCAGAGUCCUAGGUUUCUCUGAUGUCUUGCUCACUGAUUUGAUUUCAAAAUGCAAUUUCUGAUGAAACGUUUCCAAGUGCAUUUGUUGACAGAGAACACAAAACAAGGAAGCAGCAGCAUUUAAAAGCUGCAUCUGUAAAUACAGUACUAAUGAAAGCUUCUCCUAUGUUUUAGCUGAAAGAAGGGCAUAAAAAAAAACCCCACUAGUAUUUAUGCUUUUAUUUCUUCAGAAAAUAAAAUAAAAUUGUAAAAGCGAUUAAUCCAAAAGAAAAAUAUCCCACAACAGCAAAAGAGAGUAAAAACUAUAAGUCUGUUAGAUGGAAAAUGUUAUUGAUCUCCUUAUUUUUGUUUCAGUAGCUUGAUACAAGUGCUCAAGUUUAAUUGCUUUUGUCACUGUUAAAUUUAGGUCCUGAUUAUAUCAAGCAGCGAUUUCAAGAAGGUGCAGAUGUUAAGGAAAACCCUGAAGAAAAAGCUCAGGAAAAAGCACCUACACCAAAAGAAUCUCCUCACUUUUAUCGAAAAGGCACUACACCUCCUGGGACCCCGGAAGAGAGCCCAAGGCAAAGCCCCCUCCCCUCUGCUGAGCCUUCCCCUGCAAAACAAGGCAAAAAGCAAAACUCCUCCUCUGAGGUCAGACUAAUCCAAGAAAAAAAGAAUUUACCUAGUGAAAAUGUGACACCUGUGGUCAACAAACCUCUUUAUUCGAAAGCACCUGUGAAGGAGGAUAUGAUGGUAAAGCCCCAGCCAAAGUUGUCACCCCGCAACAAUCCUACCAACACAGAGAAUGGGGAGUUGCAUGAUCAUUACCAUGGCUAUUACGUGAAACCGAAUCCAGCAAGGUACCCAUUUGAGCUCGGGGAAGACGAAGACCAUGCCAACCCAUCAUCUUCAGCACUUGCACUAGUAGCAUCAGCUCAGAAGCCAAGCCCCAACAAAUCUGGGAUUCAGUUAGAUGCCAAAGAAUCAUUAAAGAAGCCUGAAUCUGUUGCACCAAAGAAUCCCACAAAUAAUGACUUCUAUUCUUCAGUGGAGAGAGAAGUCAGUAUGGUAGGUACUGGGCAUUGAGAGUUCAAGUCUGGGCAUAGGCCAGAAACCAUGUAAGAUGUAAGAUAUUUCUGUUUAGAUGAGUUAGCCUCUGAGUGGCCAAGCAUACUCAGUGUAUUUGGUGGUGUUUGCCUGCUAUUAUGUUUUCAGUUUAGUUUACAUCUCCAUCAGAAUUCUCUCACCUUCAAGGGUACAAAUGAGAAGCAGUUAAUUUGAAGCCUAACUAGAACCCUUUCUGGAUUCCUGUUCUUUAGGACUGGACUCUGCAAUCCUAACUGAGCACAAACCUUUUCCCCGUGGAAAUAAGGUAUUAAAAAACACUCCUCACAUUCAAGGUGCCCUAUGCAUUUAGCUCCUGCCAGCCUAGCAGUUCAAAAGCACGUCAAAGUGCAAGUAGAUAGAUAGGUACCGCUCCGGCAGGAAGGUUAACGGCCAGGGGUCCCUUUACCUUUAUGGAAGUUGAAAAGGUACUCAGGAUAAAUCAGUUUCGCAGCAGGGACAUUUAUAAAAUUAACAACAUCAAUCAGUUUGAUCUCAGCGCUCACAUUUUUCUCAACGUUCACAUCAAAUUAAUAUCUAUGUAAAAUAUGCUCAUAAAAUAUUUGGCAGGGAUGAAAGCAAGCAGUGUGUACAAAAUUCUCCCUUUCUUUCACCACCCUUCAAUAAUACUGAUAAAGUCAAUGGUGCCUCUUUCACUGAAAGGCUUUUACUUUUCAUACAUUAACCCUAUUCAGGCAUCCAAAAAUCUGCAUGGGGUCUUAAACUGUAGAAGAGGGUCAGAGCACACAUGCAAGCCCCAUGUUCACACAGCUUGGCUUCACUGAAGCCUGAAGAGGGCUUCUAAGUUCUGAAUGUGCUUUAGAAGUCUUCCUAAGAUGAAAGAACCUACAAUAUCAAGGUCACUGGGCGGCUUCUAAGUACCCCGUUCAGAUAUUCUUGAAAAUUCCUGUUCUAACAGCACACCUGCAGGCUGGUUGCGGUUUAAUGUAAUCCCCAUUUUGAUUGCUGCAAGUCUAAAUAGGCUAGCAGGAUCAGCAUAGGUUGCUCAGUGACAGUACUGGCAACCCCACCACCACCAUUUCUAAACCUAGUGAACUAGUAAGUAUUUCUUUUUUCCUUUGCCACUACUGUGUCUGCAAUACUUAGGACUCACUGGAGGUCUGCCAUCUGCAAAUGUCCUAAAAACCCUGAGUUAUUUCUUCAUAUUACUAACAUGUCCUUCAGACAUUGCAACAGCAGCAGCACGAAAGCUCCUUACCCAUGACUCCACCACACACUGCCACUAAUGGGUCUGCCCAUGUGCUGUGUAAGGCUUAUCACAUGGGUUUGUCCCAUGCAGUUGCCACCUGGUUAAAAUUAAGGGUGACAGCUGGAUGGUAAGGAUCUGUGUGUGGUUGACCCCACUCACAUACUGACAAGCUUUUGAAUGCUUUGGCAGCAGUGUGGAAUAAAGUCACAGAUAAGAGGCUUCUUGAGAUUUCACCUAAGGAAGGGCACCUAAUGCAACAUGGACUGCUGAACAAAUACUAAUUUUAUCAUCACUGAUAAACAUGGCCAUAUUGGCAAUUCAACACCAGUUUUAUGGGCAACUUGGGGAGGGAGGAAUAUGCUUCACACUUUAAAUUGGAAUUACAUUAGCUGGUGCUAUGCCAGUGUUUCACUGGCAUUGUUUGCAUUCAGCACUGGGGAUUGGCUUCAUUUUACUAAAUAGUUUUCUUUAACAGCAGAUUGUGCUCAUAAAUCAAAACUAGAGAUUGUUUCCCCAAGCAAGAUUUACUGGCUAUCAUUUUAGGGGUGUUAUCCAGUGAAAACAACUUCUGUUUUCAUGAGCAAAGAUUCAUUGAGUUUUUCACACGCUCACAUCCUUGCUGACUAACUUGGUUCAUUCAUACAUUGCUAUGUUUAUGCUGUAAAUGAGAACUUACCCAUCAAAGAUUAUAAAUUUCUUGUCUUUCACAGAACUGCUAAGGAAGCUUCUCAUGUUGUAUUUUUAUAUGUACCCAUCAAAUAUUUCACACCUUUAAAAUACAAUGUGUGAACUGAAGAAAUGUAUGUUUGUAAGUGUGCAUGGGUGCUUUAGAAAAGAAUCUGAGAUAGACUGUAGCUCCCUUACAGUGCAUCCUUUUGUAGCAAACAUGGGGUUUGUACUGUGCAACAAAUGAGGAAACCUUUAUUUCAGGAUGUGAGAGAAUAAUCCAAAGGCUAUAAUCUUAUCAGAGAUGAUUGACUCCUUCACCUUCCUGAAAUUUUGGACUAACUUUUUGAAUGUGCAAAGAAAUCUGCGGCUAAAGCGAGUUCAGGAGUUGUCAUCCUAGGAUGGCAGAUCGUGUAAAACUGGUUUUCAGGGCACAGUAAAAGGACACCAAACCAAACUACAGUGGUGCCUCGCAAGACGAAAUUAAUCCGUUCCGUGAGAGUCUUCGUCUAGCGGUUUUUUCGUCUUGCGAAGCAAGCCCAUUGACGGAUUAGCGCUAUUAGCGGUUUAGCGGCUAUUAAAGGCUUAAAGGCUUAGGGGAUUAGCUGCUAAAAGGCUAUUAAAGGCUAUUAAAGGCUUAGCAGAUUAGAUAAAGGGGGGGGGAAAGCGAAAAAAAAAACCUCAAGACUCGCAAGGUAUUUUCGUCUUGCGAAGCAAGCCCAUAGGGGAAUUCGUCCUGCGAAGCAACUUCAAAACGGAAAACCCUUUCGUCUAGCGGUUUUUCCGUCUUGCGAGGCAUUCGUCUUGCGGGGCACCACUGUACAGCUAAUAUUUAGAAGCAUAAGAGGGAAAGGAAAACAGAAAUAUUAACUUAAUGGUCAUUUCACAGAUGAUCGUUUUCUUACAUGUAAGUUGCCUUACAAGGGCUUUGCCCUAAAGGGCAGUCUAGAAAUAUUUAAAAUAAUUUGCUGCAACUUUUGUGUAGAUAAAAAAUACACAUAAAUACAGAAGUGAUACCAGUUUAACAUGAUGAUGGUAAAACGUGGCCUUAGUUACUGAGUUAGCAAAAACAUUGACAGUUCUUCUGCUCUUUGAGUUCUGUUCCAGAGAAUCUCCCAAAUAUCCAGAUAAGGAUGCAAUUGAUUCUUUGUCAAGUGAAUGAAUUUCCUUGAUUGUUGGUUUGGAUUUUGCCAAGUGAAAUACCUGUCCUCCACCAAUAUAGGGACUGACACUGUGUGUUUUUGAAUCCACACGUGCACACAACCCACCACAGCCCAAAGGGUGUGCUUAUGAUUACCCCUUCAACCCACUCACACACUUUGCCCAGAAAUAUAUAUAUAUAUAUAUAAUGACGCAGAUUGUAUUUCUGCAAUGAUUAAUAAUGAAAAAACAAUAAGUAUAAACAGGAUGAUAGAAAAUUUAACAGUUCAUUAUAAUGUUAUAGUAAAGUAAUAAUAUUAUUACAAAAAAUAUGUGCAUCAGGCUUAUAUUUUAAUGUUCACAAAAUGCAAGAAAAUCUCAUUUUUGGUUACUAGUUAUUAUAGAUUCACAUGAAGCUGUAAGACGAUGACUGUGCCUUCUGUAUGCAGUUUUGCUGUGUCACAGAGGGCAAAAAAAUGAGAGAAAGUCUAAAAAUAAAACAAUUAUUGGUGGUUAAUGAGUAACAUUAGCACCUCAGUGAGACAGAAGUUAAAAUGAAUACACAUUUUAGCAGUACCCAGUUAAGUUAAAAUGUUGAUGAUGGUAGCUGACUGAAUUAUAUUGGAAUAAAUGUCAUCAUAUUUAAAAAAAAAAAAUCAAGAACAAAAACAAGUAUCAGGGAACUCUGCGGAAAGUCACUGCCAGCCAAACUACUUCAGAGAGAAUGGGCAAGUGGACUUUUAGCAAAUUCCACUACCAUCCCUACGUCCAGAGCACAGUUGCGGGUGGGGGAGGCUGCCGAGAACAUUAGGGGAAAGGUUAGUGCCUUUUUGCAAGAAAGGUAUUCUGCUUUUGCACAGACACCAUUGGAUGCAAUUGAAUGUGUGCUACAAAUGAGGUAGCUCAUAUCUCCUGUGUAGCUUCCAGUCAUUUUGAGCAUCAGAAGUAUUUCCAAAAUGAUUUGUGUGCUACCAAGGUCUAGUUGGCACAGAAGUUUUGUAUAAUGUUGCUUGCAGAUUUUCCUUUUGUCUUCAGUACUAUUUCAACCCUUGGGGGGCGGGGGGAAUUACCUUCCUUAUUCUACCUCUUCUCCCAGCCUUUUCAGAAACAGAGAACCUCCAGUGAAUCAUUCCGCAGAAAUGAGAACCGCAAAGCUAUUGGAGAUACUAUCUGAUGAGGUUUGACAGCUUAAUCAGAAGUGCUAGAAAAUGUUUUGAAUAAGUCUUGGAGUACUGAAAUGAUUUUUUGUUUAUAUGACAAUAUAUUGGUAAACUACCGCGUAAAUUUAUAAGGGAUACACAGAUUCUAAAACAAAAAAAUUAGAACUAUGUGAAUAAAUCACAUCAUUGGUUAUGGGGCUACCUUAUAUCAAGCCCAAGCAGCUGGUCUACGCAGCCCAGUACUGCCUGCGUUCAUAGGUAGAGGCUUUUCAAGUUUGGAGCUGGAUAUCUUUCUUGUCCUGGUACAUGAUGUUCUUUUAGCCAAAGAAAACAGAGACUGGCCAUGGGAUCAAUGAGCAACAGCCCUCCCCUUCCCUGUGCUCCAUAAAUAAGGGAAAUCUGCAUGAAAAAUAAGAACUACUAUUAGUUAUAAUAGUAGACUAAUCAGAAACUAACAUUAGCUUUUUAUAGUUGAUCGUCUUUUUCUUUUAAUAUGCUGCCUCCUAACAGUGAGCCAAUAUGUCACUGUAUUAUACCUCGAUGUGCUUUGUUUUUUUGUUUUUUGCUUUUAAUUACUUCUUCAUUUUACAUGCUUCCCUUUUUUAUGCCUUAAGCUUACUGUUAUAUAAGAGUUGUACGGACAAUUCCGGGCAUGCAUAACGCUUUUCUGUUACAGCUUCUUUCUAACACCUGUUCAAAUCAGUCAUGGAAAGCAGAGACUAAUUUUGCCUUUUUCUAUUUUAAGCCCUUGUAGAAAGCUGUGAGGCCUUAUUUAUGGCGCUUCACCCUAAAGCAUUUUGAAGUCUCACUAUUAAUGUUUUAAAAGCCAGAAAUAAGAGCCACAUUUUUAAUUCCAUGGGUGGAGCAAAGUUCUCUGCAGUUUCUUUGAUCAAUCCAAAAUGCCUAAGCAAUUUAGAGCGGGGUUUUUGGCAUUGCUCAAAGUUCCCCGUCCCAUUCUCUCAUUCUCAUUCUCACUCCUUGAAACUCUCCAUUUAUCUUUCUUCAUAAUCCAGUAAAGCAUAACCUUUUUAUUUGAGCUUAAUCCAUAAAUUUAGUUCCAUGGUAACAUUUAAAGCUGCAUUCACAUGGUAGGUAAUUUCAUUUUCCUAACUGUUGAUUUCCAUAUUACAUUUGAGGUUUCACAUGAUACUUCUGGAAUUCUAGUGGAAUAUAGUGCAAGUUUAGGAUCAUUUGGCUGUUAAUUGGCUCCAGAUAUAAUGCAUUUGUAGCCCCAUUAACCCAGAAAAUCACAGGCUUAAAGUGACAAAAUUUUGGGUAGCAUACUGUCAUAUAUCACUUCCCUGCUGUUUUUAUGGAUAAGUCGUGAGGGAACAGAAGCAUACAUGAUAUUUAUUUAUACAUACAUACAUACAUACAUACAUACCCUGCCCAUCUGGCUGGGUUUCCGCAGCCACUCUGGGCGGCUUCCAACAAAAUAUUAAAAAUACAAUUAAAACAUCAAACAUUAAAAACUUCCCUAAACAGGUGCAGAAAGAGUGGAAGAGUUGUGAAGUUGUCUCCAAUGGUGUUUGUUGUUGUGCCAUACCACACCCACUGCUGUGAAUGGAAUUUAGCUUGCCGUGCCAGUAUAUUGGUCAAAAAGCCGCAGUUCCAUAACGCAACAGAUACUGCGGCGUGAAAGGAAUGUUAGAAAAAGAGAAAGUGCUAGUCAGGAAAACUAAUUCAAUAUCCCCCAAAUCUGAAUGCACCCUAAUAAUGCUGGGAUCAUAUUGGGAUUGAAAUGUGCCUUUGAAGGUUGCUCUGAGAUUAUGCAUAUGGCGCAGCAGAGGCUGCUCUCCUCAGUUUAGAGCUGAGGUAUUAACUGCCACAGCUGUAAUGUGUGGCAUCAUCCCAAACGCAGCCUGUUGUGGUGAGAUUCUGGGCCACCAUCAGCCACCUUCCGGAACGGGUAGUUGGUGGUAUGGGAGUUUUUCAUGUUAGGCCCCAGAUCAAUGUGCUACGCAUUGCAGGCACAAAAGACUAAGUCAUCCUAAGGAUGCCAUUUCCAGUACCUUCUACAUAAUGCGCUGCUCCAGCUGUUUGAAAGGUGGAGGAACAGCACUUCUUCAUGAUCCACUUGAGGAGAUUAUGAUAAUAGAUGACUAUAUGCUCCUUUUUUGUGUUAAAGGAAAACCCACAUAUUUUAAAUUGUGAGAAGUCAAGAAGAAAUACAUUUUUUUAAAAAAGAAGCAAUUUUAUACCUUUUCAUGGGCCAAGCAUGACCUGCUUAUAAUAAUCUUUUCACUUUCACUGAAACCAUUAAAAUGAUGUCUAUAUUUCAGGCAGAGGUGAUGGUUAAGUUGGUUGUGCUUUCUUACCAUUUUUACAUCUAUUAACAGCAAAACAUCUCAAAGUGAAAUGUUCCUCUGCAGAGGAUUUGUAUAAUCUGGCUCAGAUGAGGGAGGGGAGAAUGUGUGAUUGACAUUGCAAGGGCUAACAUUUCAGUAUAGUUCUUUUGCUAAUCUUUGUUUGCUUUUGCAAAUGUCAGCGAAUUUUGUUUUGUUUUUUCCACUUGCCACGAAGGCAGAAAAACCUUCCUUCAAAAUGUAUUAUUUAUAAUAUUUGUAUAGCAAAUAGAUAUCAAGGUGAAAUGGGGUUGAAGCCUUCCACUUUUUUUUUCAAUCUUCACCUGCACUUCUAAGAACCUAUGCACUGUUUGAAGCCCUUAGUGUUGCUCUGUUUUCCACUGCAUAACUAGAUUUCUAGGAAGAAAACUGCUCAAUCCAUAUGAUAAUCACACUUUUAUUUACUUUCUCCUAUUUUAGAAGAUGUUGCAUAGUUGGGUGUCUCAAGAAAUCACACUAAAGAUGUGUUGAAUCAGGAACAAAAUUUACUGCUUUCAAAAUAACAUUUCAAGAGGGCAAGAGGGUACAAGGAAGAAAGAGUCACAUCUUGUGUUUUUGCUAUUAUGACAAAAUUUAGAAGCAGCAUAAUGUUCAAGGUUACAAUUGAUCUAUUCAUUAUCUUGUUUUUUGUGAAUGUAAUCAAACUCCAUUUUAUUUCACUUUCAGGGUCCUAAUUCAAUCAUGAUUGUCCUGGUAAUGCUGUUGAAUAUUGGUUUAGCCAUUCUUUUUGUCCAUUUUCUAACUUGAUUGGAAUUAGGAAAGGUAAGAAUGGUCUCAUGUUUCACCUGAAAUUCUCUCCUCCCCCCAAAUCUCAGUUCUAAUCCUUCCUAUUUCAAAUGACAAAGCUUUACUAUUUGCAAAGUUUAAUGUUAUUGGCACUUUAAUUUUAGCUAUGCCUGAAUGUGAUUCAACAUAGUUACUUAAUGAUAUAACUGUUUUGAUCCUUCAGUGAAGUCAUGACAACUAGUGGCGUAAGCCCACAAUUCUCAGCAGUUGUGUCAUCAGCCUUUUAAAUGGCACGAGUCAUGUUCAGACACAGGGAAGGAGGCAUGGAAUUAGGAUGGGACACGAGAGAGAUGAAACUUGGAAAACUCAGCCAGGGGCCUGAGCAGCAGUUCCUCUGCUGAGGAUUUGUGGCUUUGAGGUCCUCUGAAAGCUGAAGCAAGCAAGCAAGGUGGAAAAAAAACCCUCACACACGAGCGUGCACACACACAAGCUUGCGUUGGUUACUCCAUCUGUUCCAGCAAAGAGUGUGACUAAACUGGAAAUGUACAGAGCUGCACUUUUGAUGAUGGAAGCUAACAGCUGCCUUACUAUUUUGCCGUCUGAUGUUUUUGGUGGGGGAGAUGGGAAAAGCGACUGCCAGAGGAAUGUGGUCAGAGGAUUCUGUUGCUGUGGAAGCGAUUCCAGUAUUCACUCCUAUCUCAUUAGAAGAAAUAGUUAGCAGCAUCACUCACCAGUCUUAUUCCAUUACCUGCUGCUUUUAAAAUCUCCUUGCAGUUUUCUGGGAGAUUGUGUUUCAUUUGCUCAUGCAUGAUUCUGUUAUUUUACUAUUUAUUUAAAACCAUUGUACAGCCAUAAUGUAAUAAUGUAGACCAGCCUGGAAAACUUCAGUAGUUUUCACCUGCUUCAGAAAAACAAAGCCUGUAGCAUAUGUGCAGUAUAGAUAUUUUCUUAGAAGGCUCAGUUUCUUCACAAUUUUUUUUUUACCUAAGCUGGUAAAAUCAUCUUCCUCGAAGGCUUAGCAGGCAAUAUGCAACAGUGUUUUAAGCCAUCAUUUAUAUCUUCCUAGUGACAGUGGCAAGCAGAAUUGUUUUUUUAUGCUGUGAAAUUUAUCGGGAUGUAUCGGCGUACUGGAUGAGCAAGGUAGAAUAUUUUGAUAAGUGUGCCACUCAGCAGUUUGGAUCUCAAUAUUGCAAAAUUUUGCUGGCAUUUACAGUCUUGCCUGAUUGCACAAUAGAAACUGUUCAUUAACAUAAUAAAUAAUUAUUUUUAAAGGUCAGGCUUCAUGUUGAAUACAUUCAGGUAGAGCAUUUAAGUCUGUUAACAAUGACUGAUUAUCAGUUUGAUGCCUUUUAAUGUUGUUAAAAUGAGUCUGUAAUCUUACCUCAGCCAGUUAAAACUUAAGCCUCAAACUUUCAUUUGGAUUCUUUGUCUUAACUAGAUUUACAGUCCUGUGUUUGAUGAUGUGAUCCAUUUCCCCCCCUCCCUGCUGUAGUUACUGUAUUCCAUAUUACUCAAAAGCAUGCUUGUUUACUUAUAGGAAAAUUGUACGUGGAGUGGUCAUUUUGAAAGUCAGCAUUUUAAUUAGAAAUAAAAAAUAAAGGGUUUGGGUUUGGGUUUAUCUGAGAGAAAAGAAAACUUUUCAGGAGUUUUAUCCUAUUUGUAAAUUAUUGUUGAUGUUACUAUUAUUAUUAUUUGCAUGGUUUAAUAGUGAGUUUUCUUCAUAACUACAUUAGCAAUUGUAAGAGGCAGCCCAUAAAAUGGAAAUGAAUAAGGGAUGGUUUUUAUAGCCUGGAACAGCUCAAAGCAGGGCAGUAAUACAGUGGCAUUUUUUGCAGAAGUGGGUUUGAGAAUCCUGUGUUUUGACCAGUGUGGAAAUCGCGAAGAAAGCAGAAAGGCAGCAAAUGAAACGUUUAACAACUUGUGUUUGUAUGUUUGUUAAGGAAGGAAAACUUGUUUUACUUUUAAAUUUAGAAAACUACUUCUUAAUUGAGAUUCAGGUUUUUUAAAUUGUAACAAGCCUUGAUGUCCUGUAUAAACACACUUUCUUAUCUACAGUUCACCCCAGUUAAGUUAUUGCUUAAAAUAAUUUUGUAACUGACAUUUAAAUUUUAUUACAUGUUUAUUUAAAAAAAGAACAUGGCUUUUGAAAAUGUUUAUAAAUUUAAGCAUGCUAUUUCCAUUUAUAAAUAUGUAUGAUUUAUAAGCUUUUUUAAAAAAUGAAGCUCCAAUCAAAAAUUGUUGGUAUUUUUCUAAAAUGUGCACAGCUGUAUUUUACAUAAAAGGCUAUUUAUAGAUGGUUGUAUACUGUACACUAGAUUUUGGACAGCUCAUUGAUCUGCCAAUGUACUUAAUGAUAUGUCACUUUGUCUAUUUAAAAUUUCUUGCUGUGAAUGAACUCUUUAUCUAAUGAGCUUCUUUAUUUAUAAUUCUGGAACCCAAAAUGGAUAAUGUACAGUUUUCUUAACUGUAUUUGCUCUAAUAAAAAGAAAUUGUUACUAAUGUGUAUAUGGGUUUUCUCUUUAUAUAUAUUUGAAAGCCUGUGGUCCCCCCCCCCGCAACUUAACGAAUGUGAAAUUGAUU